AUGGCAUUUUCCAGUGAAAGGCAAGUUAAACCACAACAGUGUUUAUUUUUUGGGUUUCAAGGGUCACAAGAUCACAGCCUCUGCCGAAAAUCCUCCGUAGCAAAGUCUGCUUAUUUAAUGAAGAGCUCUCUAAUGAUCGUUCCAAUCCAAUAUAGAAUCUGGCAGAUAAAACCUGGACUCCCACCAACAUGUAAUUUAACUUCAUCAAGCCGGGAGACAUGAUUGAGAGAGUGUGCCUAAGAACCGACUCUGAAGGGCACUUCAUAAUUGCAGUGCUAAUGGAAAUACUCCAUCAGUACUAAUUUAUUUCACAUAUCUAGAGAGUCUCCAAAAUAAGUGAAAUGACUUCGCGGCAAAUAUCAGUUCUGAAGGUCACACUGUUUUAAAUCCUCUUAACUUACUCGCAAUGUGGGAGAAAAGGGCAGCUGCUGCUAUCACUCACAACAUCUGUGCAAAUCCUGCUCCGACAUAAUUUGUAGAUAGCCAAUUUACAGAUGGUAUGAUCUGGACUGGCCACAGUUCUUUCAGAGAUCAAAUUCCCAGCUGCAAAGUGUAGCCAGUGUCACAUUGAUGCCAUUUUUAUAGCCAAGAUGUAGCAAUCACCUCUCAACAGAAUGGCCGCAGCUCAGUGGUAGAACAUCUGCUUUGGCAUGUAUAAUGUCCCUGGCUCAGUCUCCAAUAUCUUCAGAUAAGGCUGGAAGUGUCUCAGUGUCUGAAACCCUGGAGAGUCAUCGCUAUUCAUCAUAGACAAUGCUGAGCUGGAUGGACCAAUGGUUUGAGAAAGAGGUAGCCUCCAGGUGUUGUUGACUACAACUCCCAUCAGCCCUAGACAAGAUGGUCAGGGAUGAUGAGAGUUGUAGUCCAACAUCUGGAGGGUACCACACUGGCUACCCUUGAAGGCUGCAAUCUCUGUUUACCAGCAAGCCCCAAGCCCCCAUUUGUUCUUCGACUGCCACAUGCUGUCUAUGAAGCUUCCCUGAUGGCUAACCAGAAGCCACAGCUGAAGUGCAGAGGCAGAAGCUCCACAUCUGUGCUGACUCUCUGUCCCCUUUCUGGCAUAAUUGAAGGUGUUGAUUUUUACAUAUAAAUUCUACCUAAAAAAUGCAUGCCAUAUUACGUAGAAGAGACUACUAUUUCCUCUAGAAGGACAGGGGAGGACAUUCUGGGGAUGGUGUUGUGCUGUAAAUCAAAGACAGCAGAGCAUCAAACAAGAAAUCUCAGAAGGGGCAGGACUCCUGCACAGAAUAACCACAGGUGACAAUACCAGGCACCAAAAGUAAUUUAGUACAGGGCAAAUUCAGGGAGGAUACUAGACUGAUGGCUAUACAGUGGUACCUCGGGUUACAUAUGCUUCAGGUUACAGACUCCGCUAACCCAUAAUUAUUACCUCGGGUUAAGAACUUUGCUUCAGCAUGAGAACAGAAAUCGUGCUCCGGCGGCGCGGCGGCAGCAGGAGGCCCCAUUAGCUAAAGUGGUGCUUCAGGUUAAGAACAGUUUCAGGUUAAGAACGGACCUCCAGAAUGAAUUAAGUACUUAACCAGAGGUACCACUGUAUACUGUAAUAGUACCUCUGGUUGCGAACAGGAUCCAUUCUGGAGCCCCGUUCACAACAUGAGCAGAACGCAACCUGCGCCUGCGGGUCACAAUUCACCGCUUCUACGCAUGCGCAUGACAUCAUGUUGAGCAUCUGCGCAUGUGCAAGCGGCAAAACCCGGAAGUAACCCUUUCCGGUACUUCCGGGUCGCCACAGGACGCAACCUGAAAAUGCUCAACCUGAAGCAAACACAACACGAAGUAUGACUGUAUUACCUCCAUGUCACAACCCAUUGCUAGUGAUAGUGGUUUUAAGGUAGUAUGACUGAUUUGGCCCCACUGGGUGCUGUGCUGCAGAAGCAGCCACAACAGUGAUGUAGAAUGGAGGCAAGGGGCACUGAAUUUCAGCAUCACACAUGGCACUGCUGAAAUAUAAGAGCCCAAAGUCUGCCACUGCUGGUGAUCACCAUACGUAAUGUGCUAUUGUGUUCAGGCCCUGCUUGUGGGCGGGGGUGGCAACUUGAAUAAAAUACUGGGGAGGGCCUAGAUAAGCCCCGCCCUGCAUAACUGAUCACUGUGCACAUGCACACCAUUUGAAUGGCAAUGCCCAUCACCUUUGGGGAGCUCCCUCAAAUCUUUUACUGGGGGGGCCUGAAGGGACCUCAACCCCUAUGAGUUGGCUCCUAUACUUUGGACUUCCUAUAGCCAUCAGGUUGACCGCUGUGGGAGAUGCAAUGCUGGACUAGAUGGGCCUUUGAUCAGAUCCAGCAGGGCUCCUUCCAUCAGUAGUUUUAAGAUCCACGAAGCUAAGACUUCUAACAAGUCCAUUUCAUCUAGGCACGAUUUGUGGACGAAAAGGGCACACUGAACAGCAUUAUCCUCAAUGGCUCCACUUGUUAUGGAACUCCAGUGGAGGUUUUCCCCCUCCCUCUCCUCCUUCCUAAAAGGUCUUUCUGUGCUUAAUCAGUGCUUAUGGCCAGCCGAACUUUGGAGUGUUUAAAAGUGAGGUUAAAAAAGCAUGACAUUAUGUAAGUGCCACAUAUCCCCUUUGGUCCCCUGCCCUUUUCUUGCAGGGCAGCCUGGAGACUUUGUCCCUUUGGUUUCCUAGGAGUCAGCAAAGGUUUAUAACAGAGAGAUAGUUUUGGAGAUGGCUGUGUUUGCACAAGAUUAAAAUCUUUACCCUCAAGUGGCCUGGGUGAUGUUGACCGAGCCACAGAUAACGGUUGUGAAGGUAAUGAUGGGUCUAUGCAUAUUGCAUAGGUCUCCAGUAUGGUGCCUGCUCAUACACACUCAGAGGCUAUCCCUGGCACCUGCAUAAGAACAGAAGAAGCAGCUUUGGCCCAUCUGACUCCAUUGUCAGGGCUGGAGUCAGGUGCAGGCCACCAGCAAAGCAGUAACUCACCCCAGGCCAGUGAAGUUAACUCUUUAUUCAAGGAAACAACCACAGUUCUGGCCUAGUGGCCUCUUUCUAGGAGAAGAAGAAGAGUUUGGAUUUGAUAUCCCGUUUAUCACUACCCGAAGGAGUCUCAAAGCUGCUAACAUUUUCCUUUCUCUUCCUCCCCCACAACAAACACUCUGUGAGGUGAGUGGGGCUGAGAGACUUCAAAGAAGUGUGGCUGGCCCAAGGUCACCCAGCAGCUGCAUGUGGAGGAGCGGAGACGCGAAUCCGGUUCACCAGAUUACGAGUCUAUUGCUCUUAACCACUACACCACGCUGGAGGUCUUGUCCUGAUGAAGCAGUUGCGAGGACUGAAGGUCCCCACCUUCCCAGUGACCCCCUAGGACUCCUCCUCUCCAGGGCCUUUCCCACGCAGUCUCAGGCUGCGUCUGUGCACAACCACCCUCUGCUCUGUCUGCUUCCUUUCUCUGUGAGUUCGAGGGGACCUGAAGGGAAGGCAGCUGGUUGCAGCAGGAGGGAGAGACUCCCUGGAUUCUUCUGCAGCCUGUCUCCACACUGCCUCUUGGCCUCCGCUUGAAACUCAGAGUCAGAAUCUGAACUGUCACAGCCUCUUCCUGUUCACUAAACCCUGUCACCUCUUCUACUUCUGACACUUCCUCCUUCCAGUCUGCUGCCUCUUGCCACUUGCCUGUCGCCCCACCACCAUUCCCCGGGCUCUGAGCCUUCUUCCCUUGGUGGUUUCCCAGCUAGGAGCCUCCUACCACUCCUCUGCAUCCAGCCACACCAUGACAUCAAUACAGUGGUACCUCGGGUUAAGUACUUAAUUUGUUCUGGAGGUCUCUUCUUAACCUGAAACUGUUCUUAACCUGAAGCACCACUUUAGCUAAUGGGGCUUCCCACCGCGCCGCCGGAGCACGAUUUCUGUUCUCAUCCUGAAGCAAAGUUCUUAACCCGAGGUACUAUUUCUGAGUUAGCGGAGUCUGUAACCUGAAGCAUAUGCAACCCAAGGUACCACUGUAUUAUCUACAAUAACAGGCAGCGCUUCUCCAGGCUUUCUGGUAGGAGUCUCUCCCAGCUGUACCCGGAAAUGCUGAGGACUGAAUUUGGGACAAAGCAGAUGUUCUACCACUGAGCUACAGCCAAUAGGAGCCAAUAACUUUUUUGGGGGGGGGAGAGACUUGCAGAUGGGAGGGGACACUUGCAGCAUGCAGGCAACUCCCACAACAGUUUCUGUAGCUUGCAAAUGUGCCCAUGGGCCCAGAAAAAGUUGGCAAACCCUGCCACUGUAUAACCCGCCCUGAGUCCUAGGAUAGAAAAGAAGCUUCCAAGCCGCUCUGUUCUCUUGCUUGAAGGAUUCUCGUCUGAAUUGUGCAGUGAGUGUUGCCAUGUCAGGCCUUGGGGCUUAGUUGACUCUGAGGAUAUUCUGUUCCAUUUCCUCAUUCGGCUCUUGGUUGUGGUGGUAAAAGUACGCAAGAGCCCUCCUCCUUAUCUCUCCUGAACAGCGCAACUGAAAAGAGAUGCGCCGUUGGGGGCACAGAAGAGGCAACGACUUUUUCACUGCACGUGUGAACGCUUCCAACUUUUGUGACAUCUGUGAACGUUGCACAGAAUGUUUGAAACGGAUCGGUGCCCUCUGGGGCUUUUAUACACCGGCUUUGCAAAAGCAGGAAAUGAAAAAGAAAAAAAAAGUGUGUGUGGGGGGGUGUAGUUUUGUUGCUUUAAAGCUAUUUCAUUCUCAGGCACCACAAACGCCCUUAGCCAAAAUCCACAUCAUUCCCCCGCUCCGCCCCAGAGUCCGCUGAACCGGGUGCCGGGGGGCCGGGUCAGCGCGCUCGAAUCCCCCCACCCGAAAUCCCGAGGCGCCUCCCCCUCGCCGCUCCGAUUGGACACCUCCGCCGCCGGGUAAAUGGGGUGAGCGGCGGGCUGGGGUGUGCAGCGCAUUGGAGAAACAAGCGAAGUCAGCCCGGGCCCGCCCUCCGCUCUGGAGGAGGUGCGGCGGCGGCAGGCGGGGUGGGGAGGAAGGGGAGCCAAGUCUCGCUCUUCCUCCCUGCCCCCUCCCCGCAGGUAUCUGUCCCAACUGGGAACUCAAGGGCGACAGCGGCUCCCCACCCCCAUCUCCACGGGGCCGAAGGGCAAGGCUGCAGCCAGCGUGGAAGGGACCGGGUGGAAGGGGGGGAUGUGAAGAGCAAGGCUUUACGCAACCUGCGCGCUUUCUAGGCGACCAGCAUCCCCUUGCUCCAUCUGCCCAGCUGCUUCGGAAUAGCUCCGCACUCCAGUGGCGGAAUCUGGCCUCCAACUCCCCCCCCCUUCCUCAACUCUCCGCCCUCCCCUUUUCCCACUUGUCGUGUGGGUCCGCCUACCCCGCCGGCCGGCCUCUGACUUACACAGGACCGCUCAACCCGGUUGUCUCCCCUGCUAGCGCUCCGCUCAGCCUAUGCCGCGCGUCUGAUCCUAGGCGAAGCAGGACGGUGCCAAAAGUAAAAUUAAAAAAUCGCCCUUCAGCGCUGCCAAGUAAGCUUGUUUAGUUAGUUAGGAUCCGCGGGCGCUUCAAGAGGGUGUCGCUUUGCUUUUCCUUUCCUCUGCCCUUUCGUAGUUAUUAUGAGCUGCUAAUCCCCCUCCAAAAGUUGGAAACUUUUAGGCUCCUCACCGCCCGAGCCCCUGGAGCUGUUGCCAGAUGCCGCGGGAGGUUUAGGGCGCAGUCUCGUGCGUUUAUUCAGAACUCUGCCUCCACACAAUUAACUCGGGGUUUCCCCUGGAUGUCCCAGCGGCUCGCAGCCUUAGAAUUUCUCUUAAAGGAGAGGAGAGGAAAAGCCGAGCAAGGGAUUCCGUGCGCGUUUGCUUGGAAAUCAGGAGACCCGCGACGGUGGUCUCAUUCCUAAACGGAGCCUAAUCCGGAGUUAGGCGCGCCUAAACCCACCGAAACCCGCGCUGUUAAACGCGCCUAGCUCUGCAUGGGAAGCACAUCAGCCUUACUUGCGAGGAAGCCCUAUGGGCGGAUACUCGCCUGCACAGAACUAUGCACAAACGCGGGCUUGCUGUUGCCAACUGCGAGCAAAUAUGCGCAGGAGCCUAGCCUCAAGGUCAGGCACUGGCGCUGCCCGGCGGCUCUAACCUUCCCCAUUCACGCCUUCCCUCCCCCGGCCGAGCGUUCCAUUGUCCCUCCCUAACCCUCUCCCAGCCCCCGUGGCGUCACAACGCCCCUUCUCGCCAGAGAAGCUCUUCCCAUUUGUCUCCCGCCGCGAUUGUUACGUCACAGUCAGCCCACAAUUUAGCCGGAGAUCGCGCCCCCUUCCUUCUUUCCCUCCUUGGCGGUGCCUGAGCGCCGAGGCUCGAACCCGCCCCUUUCCCCUCCCCGCCUCUGCAGCGUGACUGAGCCGGCUGGCUGCUGCUGCUUACCGCUAUCUCUCCGCCCCCCUUCUGUUUUUUUAUUUAAUUUUUGGUUUUAAUGCUGCCUCGGGAUCUAUCGCCACCUUAAAACUGCCUGCUGCUGAGUGCGCGCAAAAAAGGUAAGGGAUCCGCGCUUGGCCAGCCUGGGCCUCCGCCGGCUGCGAGGUGGGUGGGGAAGCUGUUGCUUUUCCUGGGCGGAUGCUCCCCACACUCCCAUUGCCCUUGUAAGGGGAAAGAGAAGGAGAGAGAGAGAGAGGGCGCGGGCUCCCUUUCCUUUCCCGCGCGGCCGAUCCUCUGCUCGCGGGCAGCAUCGGGGACCGGGAUCUCGCCCGCCCUCAGCCCAGGCAAGCAGCGACCGGUGCUUAGCUGGCAGCAGCAGACGGACGCCCUGGGCUUGCCGAGGGGGCGACUCCGACGUGCUGUCGGCUGGGGAGGAUGGAGGGAGCUGGCUGGUGAUUCUAGGCAGUGUUCGUGCAAAUGGCAGUGCGCGAGGGGAUGCGGGGCUGUUGCUGUUGCUAUUAUGUCCCCGCCGUCCAUGCAACACACACACACACACACACACACACACACACACACACACGGGGGGGAGGAGAACCGGUUUAGGGCGGGGCCCCCGAUGGCGGCUCCACGUGCAUCCUCGCCUUUCGCUUCCCCGUUAUUGCUGCGGGCGAUCAGCGGAAGAGGCGGCUCCCGUCUCGAGUUUGAGAAUGUUUGGGGCUCGCAGAACAACUCGCUGCUAGCCGGUUUCUGCCCAGCAGGGGCAGAGAGAGAGAGAGAGAGAGGGAGAGAUCGGCAACAAGUGCUGAGAAAAGCUCCGCGUUUGUACAAACAUCCUUCUGGCGGGGGAAGGAGGUGCUGGUGUGUGCCGGCUGUCACUUUGCAGCCCCGGUCCCGCGUCGUCGGAGAACGACGGACGGGGCGCGUGAGCAAGCAGGUCUCUUCCCCACCCCGUGCAGGAAAACUCUUGUGGAUGCAGGUCGUUGUUCACGUGUGAUGAGCGCGCUCAUCUCGCCGCCUUGGGAAGCCGUUUCCGGCCACAUGUACCCAUGUCGAAAUAGACGUGCACACUCUGCCUUGCGAGGGUCUAAUUGCACAGAAACGAAAUGCUUCCAGCGAAUCUGUGGUCUAUUCGUGCUGUGUAAAGUGUCCCAAUACACCCAGCUAGCUUGUUCGACCCAGCUGAACUUGGCUGCCGGUGUGUUGCAAGCCCCCUGCCUUGCACUGCGCUGAGCAAAGUGAUGCUGGUGCCCUUCUGUGAUAAGCAAUCUUGGCUAGAACGGAAGGGUUGCAAUGGAAAGUUUGCUCCAGUUUGGCUUUCUGCUCAGGAUUCCCCUUCGACACUUGGGAGGCUGUGUAGCCUAGUUAUGUAGCCAAGUGGCUGAUGUCCCCUGCCAACAGCAACCAGUGCAUUCCCAAAGGCCCACUUCCUUACAGGAAAACAGUGUGUCCUUCCUCAGGAAGGAGAGACCAGCACUGAAACUCCCAGAGAAGAACAUUCUUCCUGCUCUUAAGCAUUUAAUUGAGCUCUUCCUUCUAAAGCACCCCCCAUGACUAGUAAGUCCAAUGAAUAAUUAUUUUUAUUUUUAUUAAUUUUCCCUGGCAACCAUCCCUGUUCCUAGGGGAGAUUUGGAUCCCUUCCAUAUGACCUGUUUAUUGAGCAUUGAUUCUUAUUUGUUUGCACAAAGUUGCAGGGAGGUGAAACAAUGUUGGCAAUUUAUUCAGCAUUCCUUCCCAUUUGUUUGCGAGUAUAAAAAUUCCACUGAGCAAUCACAAACCCGUGCAUCUUCCCAUCACUCUUAUCACAAAACUGACCUCCCCCCACCUUUUCUUUUUUAGGAAGUUGAUUUUGCUAUGCAAAUCCACUUUAAUUAUGCAACUUGAAUUUGCUGGUACUGUAUGUGAUUGAAUCCCAUCUGGAUAUAGUGCAGUCCCAUGCACUCCUCCCCUCCACGUAAGCCCCACUGAACACAGGGAGAUUUGGUUCCAUGUAAACAUACAUAGAGUUGCUUUGUUAAACUGUAUGAAGGGCAGCCUUCUGCCUUGAUGCUACAUUUCGUACUUUGUUAGAAAUUGGAGAACUUUCUAACUUCAGUUGGAGAACUUUCUGUGUUCAGUUUUUGUUGAGCUAGAUGGGAAGCAACGUUCUUUGGGCAACAGGCUGCUUAAAAAUGCUUCAUUUGUUUUUGGCCCAGUGUUCAGGUGCACUACACCUAAAUAAUAUAAACUAAGGCUGCUUAUCUUAUGCCUGCUUAUCUUUGAGUGACUCCAUUUGAACUCCAAAGGGACUUGCUGGUAUGCACUGAAGGGUUGGGCAAGCCUCUUCUCUGCUUCAGUGGAAGGUGUAAAAAACCACACACACACAAAAACACUCCCGACUCACAUAACAUCAUAGUCAAUGGCUUUCAAUCAAAGAGAAUCCCUUCUUAUCUCAAACAAGGGUGACUUAAUUAGAUGUAGAGUUUGGAAGCAAAGUUUAUCUGUCCUCACAAAAGCAAAUGGAUGUGGUUGUUUUUAUGGAACUCUUCAGUCCCACUUGAUUGUGGUUCUGUGCCUUGGAAAAGGCAGGGGAAACUCCAGAGCAGCUGAAAUAGGAGUUGCUUGUUUUUUUUCACUCUGGGGAAUUAUGCAAAGCAGCUUGGAAUCUUUGACUAGACAAAUGUGUUGGUGAUGAAGCAUCCCUAAGGCAGUGAUUUUUUUUAAUUAUUUAUUUUUUUUGGCAGGGGGUGGGAGGGAAUGUGCACUUCUAACUUGAGAGUUUGAUUAGAUGUCGGAUUUAUAAACAUUCAUCAACUGCCUUUCCUUAGUGCCUAAUCAUGGUACGUAUAUUAAGAUAUUUAAAAAUCCCCAGCGGUGCCUAUCAAAACUCGGCAUGUUCCUGUGUUAGCUGAGAAAGUGGAUGGAACUGAGUUGAAAGUAUGCUCUUGAAAACAAAAAGAUUCUGUAUUGCAGAGAUCACCUUUUUGUUGACGUGGAAAGGCAACACCAUUGCUUAGUCAGCAAGGAGGUUUGAUCUUCAGACACAAAAUCCUGCCUUCCCAGGGCAAAAAUAUGCUGACUACAAAGCACUCAGCUGCACCCGGAAGAAAAGAAACAGCAAGGUCUUGCCUGGCAGGCUGAUCCUAUGGUCCUUCUACACAAGGCCUAACAUUAAUGUAACCUUGUUGCUGCUGGUAGAAAUCGCAAGAAUAGCCAUAGCAGUGAGCCAAGGUAGCAGUAGCAACAGACACAUCACAGUGGCUGACAGUUCUGAAGCCACCCAUCAAUCAAUGAUCUUGCACAUGGGCGACUUGAUUUGAAGACACCAGUCAGCACAUUGGGGUGGCAUGAACUCUGUGAUGAGGUCACCCGAUCCUUAUGGAUCAGUUGAAAACUGCUGCGAUCCUGGUAUUUUAAUACGCUUUUAUUAUUGUCCUACAAAUCAAAGCAUACACAUAACUCUUACAUUAAUAACUCCUGUUGUUGUCUUCUUUCUGUCCCAAGAGGCAAUGGAGUGUGCCUCUGGGGGGUGAAGUCAAACCUCUGCAUUAACAGCCCUGAAGUGACCUCUCCAGGGUGCAAGCCUAGGCAGUGUGUAUGGAGGUCCUGGGUUGCCCAGGCAGCAAGACUCCCCUCUUGGCCCCACUGACAUGGUCCGAAGGAAAGUAGAGCAACAAGUUUGGCACUGGCUUGGCUGCAGGAGUUGUCGGAAGGAAACAUACAAGGUACCAUCCAACCAUCUUAGGGACUUGAGUCUGGAUUUGUGUGUAGGGUUUACUCCUUAGUCUUUUCUUCUCCUGAAGAUAUCCCUCAAAGCAGCAGAGGUUUAGGACCAGUUUUCCUUCUCCUUAAAUGGGCUACCUUCCCAAGUUGACCUCCAUCUGCCCCAUAAUCUCUGUAACAAUAUCUAUUUAUAUCUUAAUAACUGUAGCCUUGCCUUUAACUGGUACAUUUUUUCUAGAGGCACUGUAUUAGGAAAAUGAUUGGCCCUAGGUUAGGGGUCUGGCUAGCCUGUUUUGAUAAUCUGGCCCUGGCUUAAACAGCCUCCAUCUCCAUUGUCAGUGGGGUCGGGGCAGAAAAGUCAAACGCAGGGUACAGAUAUUCUCAACCGUCCUGCAGUCUUUCCCCAGGCCCCGCACAUGGAAGGAAUGAACUCUCAGUAGGCAAUGGACCACAGUUGGAGAACUUCUGCUAUAGCACCUUCCUUCUAAGGGGAAUCUGUCACCUUUCUCUGUUACAGUGGUACCUCGCAAGACGAAUGCCUCGCAAGAUGGAAAACUCGCAAAACGAAAGGGUUUUUGGUUUUUUUAGUUGCUUCGCAAGACGAUUUUCCCUAUGGGCUUGCUUUGCAAGACGGAAACGUCUUGCAAGUUUGUUUCCUUUUUCUUAAAACCGUUAAUACAGUUGCGACUUGACUUCGAGGAGCAACUCAUAGCACGCGGUGUGGUAGCCUUUUUUGAGGUUUUUGAAGACUUUGGUGAUUUUUGAAGCUUUUCCAAAACUUUUCCGACACCGUGAUUCGCAAGACGGAAAAAACCGCAAGACAAAAAAACUCGUGGAACGAAUUAAUUUCGUCUUGUGAGGCACCACUGUAUUCCUUUUUGGGAAGGUACAGGAGCUCAGGAAGAAGUGGGCAGUUGUAUCUGGUUUCUCACUGGUAGCAGUCGCUGUACUGCACAAACUUGAGCUUUGCAUGGCACUACAAGGAGUUAGGGGAGAGACAUGUUUGCCUGCAUGAAAGAAUGGGAUGCCUGUUUGUCUGUGGGCGGGGAUGGGGAGAUAAGAGUAGCAUCAGUAGACAUUAGCUAUAGGUAAGACAGUCCUGUAAGGCUGGCAACAGCAUAUUUGCUACCAUGUCAGUGCCUACAGUAUUUAUUCUGCGCAUCUACUAUGCUCAUCUGGAACGGGGUGGGGGGUAUCUCUGGUUAAUAUGGCCAAGGCUGUUUUGGACUGGACUGGAAGGAUGCUUCUUAGAACAUUGCAACGCUUUGGAGUGAAGACGACCCUUUUCGAGACACAGCAUUGGACAAGUGUGUGCACUAAUCUGAGUGAUUUGUUUUGCCUUUCCUUCUGUUUGUCUUUGGGGUUGGGGGGGUGUCCCUAUUAAGUGUUAUAAAACACGCCUGCACUUUUCUGCCAGUGCACACAACAAACCUGGCCUUCCUGUGCAUGCUGCAGGAAUAGUUGCCAUAUUUGCAUUACUGUUGCAAAUAAAUAUUCCUCUUGUGAUGCGUGCUGGUUCCCAACCUUCCUUAGUCUUAUUCCCAGGGCUUUUCAAUCAGAGGCUGCUUAACUGUUGUCAAUGUAUCUUCUACAGUGCUGUGUUGCUGUCGCUGCUGCUCGCAGUGAGCCUCCCAUGGGAGCUUUGAGUUAUUGUGAAGGGCACAGAGUUUGUUCGAAUUUCUAUCCCACCUCUCUUCCAAGGAGCUCAAGGAGGCAAACGUGCUCUCCCGCCAUCCGCACAACAACCCUUUGAGGUUGGUUAAACUGAGAGGCAGUGACUGCGGCAAAGUCGGUGAGCCUUAUCAUGUCUGAGCCUCAUCAUGGUUGCUAUCAGGGGCUGCAACUUCCAGGCAGCAUAACCAAGGGUGAAGAGAUUUCUCCACCCUGAUUGGCCCUCACACCUGCCAGUAGCUCCUCACUAAGAUUCACAAAGCAGCUUUGCCAUGUUUUGAAUUUCUCAUGGGAGGAGAAGGACCAUCUCACACUACAACCUUGCCCUCCAAAAUGGCUUAAAUAAAAAAUUGGAGAGAGUUUUCAAACUAGCUGUUCAUAGAGCAUUCAUCCUGGUAUGUUUGCAUGGAGAGUAUAUGUAUGUGUGUGACAUAUAUACAGGGGUGUGUGUGUGUUUAUAGGGAUGUGGGUGGCACUGUGGUCUAAAUUACUGAGCCUCUUGGGCUUGCCAAUCGGAAGGUCAGCAGUUCGAAUCCGUACGACAGUGAGCUCCAGUUGCUCUGUCCCAGCUUCUGCCAACCUAGCAGUUUGAAAGCAUACCAGUGCAAGUACAGUGGUACCUUGGUUUACAACCAUAAUCCGUUCCGGAGGUCCAGUUGUAAACCAAAACAGGUUGUAACCCAAGGUGCGCUUUUGCCAAUGGGGCCUCCCUCCCAAAAUUGGUUGUAAUCCCCAAAAAGGGGGGGUAUAAUCCAAAAAAAGGGACACGCACUUCCAGGUUUGACGUGGUUGUAAUCCAAAACGGUUGUAAUCCAAAGUGGUUGCAAACCAAGGUACCACUGUAGAUAAAUAGGUACUGCUGUGGUGGGAAGGUAAAUGGCGUUUCUGUGUGCUCUGGCUUCCAUCACAGGGUUCUGGUGUGCCAGAAGUGGUUUAGUCAUGCUGGCCACAUAACCCGGAAAGCUAUCUGUGGACAAACUCUGGCUCCCUCAGCCUGCAGAGCGAGAUGAGCGCGGCAACCUCAUAGUUGCCUUUGACUGGACUUAGCUGUCCAGGGGUCCUUUAACUUUUACCUUAACUUCACACACACAAUAGUGCUAGCUAGACUCUUACUGUGCACUUUUAUGUGCAAUUUUUUGUUGCUUAUUGAUCUUAUUGUGGCCAAGGGCCAGCUGAAGGUCUGUAUUCUGCCCCCAGGCCUGAGGUACCCCACCACCACCCCACUCCUUGGAGUGCUUCUACACAGAAAUCUUCAAGUGGCUAUUUUUGUUGUUGAUUUUUUAAAACAUGAAUCUAACACCUAUAAUCUCCAAAGCGUUUGUGUGCAUUACAGGCACCUAUAAACUUCAGCACAAAAAGAACAGAACUUUAGAAGAGGCAAUUUAAGCCCUUAUUGAUCCUCAAGCAGAACAGGAAGUAAACAAGAGGCAAUUGUACUACAAAUGGGCAUUCUGGCCAAUGUGGGCUUUUAAGUUCCCAUUACACACCCCAAAGCCUCGCAUGUUAAGGUUCCUGGCACCAUUUUGGAAAUGGCCCUUAGAGUCACUGCAGGACUGCAGGAGGGAUACCGAGCGAAGGGAGAACUAACCUCCUCUCCCUUCCAGCUGCUAGGGAUGCAGGAAGCUGGCAAUAGCAAUAAUGCCUCAGGGAGCUGAUAUUGCUCCCUGUUUUUGUUUUGCUUUUUUUUUUAAAAAAAUAGCAAUACUUAAAAAUGGUCUAGUGCUGAGGGCAAGAUGCAAAUAUGUUUUAAAAUCUACAUCAGCAACAGAAUUGUGUUUCAUAGUUCUGAAAGUGCGAGAGGGAAGCAGAAGCAAAAGGCAGGAAAUGGGAGGGAGGAAAGGAAGUGGAAGCCUUAAUUGGUGUUAAAUGGUUGCCAGAGAAGCAACAGACUUAAGUGGGGUUAUUUUUGUUUUUUAUAGCAGGCUUACGUUUACUACCUUUUCAGGAGGUUCUUGGAGAACUUGAUGCCUGAGGCAGGAAAUCCAAAUGCUUUUUUUUUUUGCAUAUUAGUAAAAAUAUAAUGGCCAGUUUGCUGCCUUUUUACAUGGAACCCCACAGGGUAAUCUUCUUCAGAUGGGCUGCCUUCCCUGGAAGCUGCUUCUGGUGUAAAGGCAGCAGCUCAAGCAGCUCAGUAGGGCAGACGAGUGCCGUCAUGUUACGCCACUUAUGAAAGAAUUGCAGUGCUUGCCAAUAAGCUGCCAGGCGAAGGCAGUGGCACCAGAUACCUGAAAGGUUGUCUCACUCCUUGUAUACCCAACGGAUCACUCUGCUCUGCUCCAUCCUGCAGAGUCCACACCACUAGAUUUGCAGGAGGCCCUGCGACAUAGGCACUGGGCCUUUGGUGUGGUGGCCCCUUCGCCACGGAACUCCCUGCUAUUACAUAUCUAGUAGGCACCAUCUCCAUUGUUUGUUUCUGGUGCCUAAUUGAAUACCUUUCUUUUUCAACCAGCCUUUUGAGGGAAUUUUUUUUUUAUCCCAGUCUCUACCCGAUUUGGAUUUGAAAUUGUUUUCGUAGUUUCCGGUCAUAGAAACAUAGACUUGGGAGGGUCCCGGUGGAUCAUCUAGUCCAAACCUCUGUGAUUCAAGAAUAUGCAGCUGUCCCUUACAGGGAUCGAACCUGCAACCUUGGCGUUAUUUUGUCAGCACCACAUUAAAUCAUUUCGUAGGAUGUGGUUCGGAAAUGAAAGGGAAGAUAGAGAGAAGGUCCCCGGGGCUUUUGCUUAAAGUGGAGAGACUCUUCUUCCUUGAGGACGGUGAUGGGUGAUCUUCCCUUUGCUUGGGAAUAUUGGGUGAACAAAGAGCUAAAAACCUACCUUUCCUGGCUGGAAUCUGUUGGAUGCUUGGGAUCUUUUUGCUGAGAGCUCUUGGAGGAAGUCGGGAAGCUUCUCUCUCCUAGUUUUAUAAUGUUGGUGCAUACAUGCUGAUGGCGUCGUGUGCAAAUGCCGUAACAGAUUGCUCCCUUGGAAUUGUGGUCUUUUUCCAAACACAAAAUGCCUUUGCCAAGCACACAAGGCUCCUGGGAGCACGAAAGGGUUUUAGGUCUUGAUGGGGCAGGGCAAGAAGCAAUUGCACUAAUUGAUUCAAUUCAAGAUGCUCUCCAAACGACAGGAGACAAGCAUCCUGGUUGUGGCUUCGAGUAAUGUUUGACCCCGGAGUAAAGGAUUAAUAUGAUAGAAUUCUUACUCCUCCUAACCAGUUUUGAAGCAUGAAGAAUCAUUAUGUUGUCAGCCAGAACUGAACGUUGGUGGGGAUUAUACUCUCUUUAGAAGACAUCCAACCAUUACCGUAUUUUUCGCUCUAUAAGAUGCACCAGACCAUAAGACGCACCUAGUUUUUGGAGGAGGAAAACAAGAAGAAAAAAAUUCUGAAUCCCAGAAGCCAGAACAGCAAGAGGGAUUGCUGCACAGCGAAAGCAAUGAUCCCUCUUGCUGUUCUGGCUUCUGGGAUAGCUGUGCAGCCUGCAUUCGCUCCAUAAGACGCACACACAUUUCUCCUUACUUUUUAGGAGGGAAAAAGUGUGUCUUAUAGAGCGAAAAAUAAGGUAUGUGCUGGACAAACUUGUACUGUGAACCAAGUAAUUUUAAAGUGCAUUAGGAACAAGAGAGGAUGAUUCCAUGAAUUUUUAUUUGAUCAGUUAAUUUAGGCAGGGAAAUCUAAGCCUUUCCUCGGAACUGGUCUUUCAGCUUGGGGGAAGUUUAUUGCAACGAUACUACUAGUAUUUCUAAGCCCGUUAAAAAAGAGGCUCAACCUUCUCUCUCUCGCUCGCUUUUGCCCUUCCUUGCAGCUGCCCGUGGUGUGGUUUCUUUACACUAGUCUUUCCGUUAGCAUUCCCCACUUUGAUCCAGCUUGUGCUACUGGUGGGAGGGAGCUCUCAUGCAGAACAACUUUUGGUUUUCUGGUAAGCUGUCAAGCAGCUGUUACAGGAAAGGAUAGGUGUAAGUUGAUCAGGGAGAAGUGUUCUGAUGACAUCACACAAGAUGGUUGCCUUUUCUUGACAGGAAACCACUGUGUAGACCACAAAGCAGCCGCCCUGCAUUACUUUCUUGCCUCCACCCCCCCACCCCGCCCAAUCAUCUGCUUAAAAAUAAGCUGUGGAUGUUUUCCCUCCUUAAUUGUGCCUCUGUAAUGCAAGCCUUGCGUUUGUGUUUCCAUGUUUUUAUUCUUUUUAAAAGCCACCCAGUUGCAAGUACUGGAGGCCUGGGAAUUUGCAUACCUCAUCUAAACCAGAAUAAUAGCUACGGCCGAAAAAUAAUAAGCCCACUCUGCUCCAUGCCUGUUGUGGAGUAACACUGUAAGACAAACCCCUAACCGUAAUUAAUUCUACUUGUUGGAAUGCAAGCAGGGUUUUCUUAACCUUUCCCCCCUGUUUUUGGAGAUUAAAAUAAGACUAGAAUAACUAGAGAAUUUUGUAACGGACCUUGGACACUGUCUUUUCUGAACUCUGUGCUCUGGAGCAAAUAAAUAAGGCUUGAUUUACUUUUGCAUUCAUCUUCAUUCUUACUUGUGUCUGUGAGAAACCUUGGCUGUCCUUUAAUAUAUCUCAGCUAAGCAAUUAAGAGCCUCACCUGCUGCCAGACAGACUUUGCCCCAUGAGACUGCAGUAGGUUGGGGUCGAAAAUGAGAAUGGAUCCUUUUAUUAAAAUGUGGGCCGAGAGAGUUCUAGUGUAGCCUUCUCUGACAUGCUAAUUUCCAUUUGUUUGGUUUUGGCACAAGGCAGUGGUGGAGGAAGCCGCUCGGGUGCCUGGGACAGCACACUGAGGGGCGGGGCCUCCAGAGUCUGCCUGCCUCCUCCCACUCAGUCGCCCUACAACUGAGGGAGAGAUGGCGGGUGGACCGUUUGGGGCAACGCGGAGCCUGCGGGCACCCAAGGCACUGUGGCACUCCCAGGAGAGACGCAUCGCUUGGGCGCGCUGCAGGCCCCGUGGUGAGUGCCACCCAGCGUUUAGUCACCCCCCUCAGUGGUGGAACCGGGGUGGUCCGCACCCACCGCACCUAUCUUCCUCCACUACUGGCACAAGGGAGCAUUGCAACCCUUAAAUCUUUGCACUGACAAUUGGUGUCGUCCAGUACUAGAGGUAUCACUUGACGUUGCUGAUCACAUGCUUCUCCUGUCUGCUGUGGAUGUGUAUUCACUGGACUGCUUGGGCCAGCGGAAAGAUGCACUUUGGCCAGAGAGAUUUCUAGUUCACUUCCAUCAUCAAUCCACAGAAAUGGCUAGACUUCAGACUCUUGUGUCUUCUUCAGAUGACCUUUUUACUGAGCAUUUAUCCUGAUUCACUGGCAUAAAGCUUACCCCGAUCUUAUAUGAGGAUCGUUGAGUUGUUAGCUGGGAGGUUAUAUAUAGCAUUCAUCCUGAUUACUUUUUGCAGCUAUACCUCCUAUCAAGAAGUCAUUGUCCCACACUUUUUAGUGCAUUUCCCUGCAAUUUCUCUUAACUACAAAAAGUUAUACCAAAAAGUGGAUUUGCUGCAACAAAGCGCUUCAAUCCACUUCAAUUGCACAAACAUGAAUUUAUGGUAUGCGGUGGUCACUGUUUUGGAGAAGGGACUCAAUCUGGAGGUAUCUAUGUAUUUAUUUUACUAACCCUAUAUAAUCCUUGUUAUACAACUCAGAUUGUUUUCCUCCUCUGUAAAACAAAUUCAGUCUUGACCUCCCUUGGGAAGUGGAGGCAGUGAAAUGCUUUGUGUGCUAAAGGUCAUGACAAAUCGUGGACCUUUCUGCUAACAGCAUCCCAAAGGUUAGGGCACCUUGAUAGCUACCUUCAUUGCAAGCUAAAUUUGUGGCUUGUAGCCAUAUUUGUUUAGAAAUCUUCUCCAUACAUUUUCUGUGGUCCAUGCUCACAUCCAGCUCAAUCCACAAAGAACUGCCAGUAUGGUGGGUGAUUUGUUGUGAGUGUUCAUACCAGUGAGACUCUUGCAACACUACUUCGUAAAACUUUACCUCUCCUUUGUUCUCCAUUACCUGUGUAAGAAUAAAAGAUAGUCACUUCCGGGUUAGCGCCAUCGCCGAAUGGCGGACUCCCUCCGAGCUCCGGAGGGGGUCUGCUCGGCAGGGGCUGGGUCCUACCGCGCCGGCGACGCGGGGACCCUUAAAAACCACGGGCACGGAGUCCGUGGACAUGGGUGACUCGGCUUGCACCAUUAGCGCCCUCCCGACUCGUGAAGGAGCCUUUUUAAAGGCUUCGGAUCGGAGUGCCGGGAGUGGCGUGGUGCUUGAGUCCACUGCUUUCCCUGCCGAGCGCAGCCGCAUGCCAUUCGACGGAGAGCGCUGACUUCUUCUAUUGAAAAUUUGGACUAUUAACAACAACCCGUGAGUAAUUGGGAAACCGGGUUCAAAAUUUUGGAUUUGGCACGAGCGGGGCGAUUUAAAAGGAAGUCAAUCCCCCCCCCCUAUUGUAAGCAUUCCAAAACAAGGACUGGGUAACCAAGGUCCAAAGGGAAGUAUGUCUCUGAUAAAAAUCAUUAAUUUCACGAUGGGAAAUUAUAAGAAAUGUGCUGGAGGAGAAGAGUGGAGGGUGAGAAGAAAAAUGCAACCCCCCCCCUGGGAACCGGGGCGAUUCGUGGAUCCUGGUGAAGAGAGACGGAGGCUUUGACAGCUGUCAAAGUGGCUGUCAAAGCUGGAGAAUAUAAAGAGGACUUUGUUAUGAGGACCUUGCUGGUUAAUUUUGUUACAAUUUGCUAUAAUAUGGAUAUAAACUGUUGGAAAAUAAGCAACAAUUUGACUUUUGGAUUAGAGGAUACAAAGUUAUUACAAUCCCCCUAGAGGGGUUUCGGGAUACUACAAGAACGGUCGUAAGUGGAAAAAUACCCUGGGAUUCGCACAGGAUGUGUUAUCUUCUGGGAAAGCUGCAAAACUGAAAGAGUAUUUUGUCUACAGAGGAAGACAAUGGAAUUUUUUAUUGAAGAAAGGAAGGGACUGGACGUAAGUGUUUGUUCCUGAAUAACAAACCUCUGCAGAGACACUAGAUUUCUGAAUUAGAAAGUUUUAGCAGCUGAACAGGACAAGAAACCUGAGAAAGUGAGGAAUAAGAAGAAUAAAGGACUGAUUACGACACGGAAAGAACAACGGGAGGAGUGGUAAAGAUCAAGGAAAUUAAAGGCCUUUGUUAGAUUGGACAUUUGAAGUCAAAUAUUAUUUAAAUUAAUAAACUAAAAGAAAACCGGCAAGAUGGAAUCGGGAGAAAUCUGGUCAUGAAAUGAGACUUCCAAGCUGAUAAUGUAUAGACUGAUGGACAUGGGGAAUUCAAACCGGGGAAGGGGGAGAUUUGAAAUCCAAAGGCUGUGUAACCAUUUUUUGAAUUUUUCUAUAUCUCUUAUUUUCUAUUUCUUUACAUAACUUACGCAUGUUAUUUUACUUUGAUCGGACGUGUUUAAAAAAGGGAAUUUGUGGAAGGAACUGGGGUGGAUCUUGGGGAAAAUCUUUUUCUUUUUCUGUUAAUGAUGUGGGACGGUGGUAAGAUUUGUACAAUUCAAUCUGGAUAGUGGGUUAAACAAAUUAAGCUUUAAAUUGGGAGUGAGAGCUUGUAGAACCAAAUUAAGGAAAGGGAAUACAAUUGGGGGAGGGGGAGUCCCAGAAAGUAGGGAAUGAAAGUAAGGUUUUUAAAUAUCUUCUUUCUUUUGUUUUUUUUCUUUGUAUUUUUAUAUUUUUGGAAACUUUAAUAAAUAUGAUUUAAAAAAAAAAAAAAAAGAAUAAAAGAUAGUGUCUUGAAAUCCAGUCCAACAGACAGAGUUAAUCUACAGUCUUAGCUAGCAGUGCUGUGAAUAAUGGGAAUAAAACUUUGCCUUUUUAAUCUGGUUCUUACUGAUUUCUCUGCUUCCCGUUACUGGUCUGCUGCGUUAAGUGCAGGGGGACAUCAAAAUAGUCUCUUCUAUAAUUAUCUGCAAAAUCUAUACUUUAGUCCCAGAGUUACUCUGUAAAGCAGUGAGCUGACGUAAGUUUAAAGGAGCUGAAAAUCUUAAACAUGGAUGAGAGUGUGGCAAGUAGGGAUGGAUGAAUCUGCCCAUUUCAGUUCCUUGCAGUUUCUAAUUUUUCCAAACUUUCUCCACAUUUCCACACCUGUUUGUACUCACCAGUGUGCGCAAUUUGGCCUAAUUAACCCCAUUUUUGCAAAGCAAUUUCCUUCAACAUAAUGCAUUUUUCUAUGUUGAUUUCUUGAAUAUAUGCAUUUUACUCUAGUAUGUUUGUUUAUGUCCGCAUCAAUUGAUUGGAGAACUACCCAGCAAAAUUCAGAGAUGUGCGAAUUUUAAAGGAUGACUGUGUUUCAGUUCAUGUUUUGUUUUGGAGAAGUGUGAUUUGAGGUCUUUCCCCACGUAACUAUGUAAAGUGGUAUAGUUGCUGGGGGGGGUUGAUGGGGAGGGGGCAUUCUGACACAUGGCAUCCUCAUUAUUUAGCUAAAAUUCCACAAUAAUGUACUUGGGGGAAACGGCUUUCCCCUCCCUUCUGCCGUGAAAAACUUGGCAUUUGUGAAAGAUCCAGAAUGGACCCACAAUGUUUCCAUUUGCGUGGCAUGUGUACAAGCACCAUCCUGUGUGGAGGUAGGGUGGGGUUGGCGCAUGUGGUUUGAGGCAUCUGUUUUGCACCACUUCCUUUGGAGAGAUGCAAGCUGUCAGUUUGUGAGCUCAGUUCGGAAGAGAGAGAUGGCAGGUAGAGGCAAUGGUGCCAGUGACAGCAGUCAUUAGCUGCAGACAAAAUUUAAUCACACUAACCAGGUUUUCCCAGAGCUCAGGCAGAUACACAAUUCCUCUUCCAAUCUCCUGUUCUCUGACAGUAUUAGUAUUCUGGAAUAUGAGGCAUUAAACACCCCCACCUCCCCCCCCCAAAAAAAUUCUGUUCCCCCCAGUGCAUGUGAAUAACUCUGACAUUUACUUGCUGGAGGAACACAAAGAUAUUUAAGGAACAUGGAACGUUUCUCAAUUUGGGCACAAGCUGCCAUUUGUUCAGAAAGGAAAACCCCAACCGGUCAUCAGAAAAGUUGUGCAGGCAGAGCAAAAGUUUUGGUACCCAGAUAGGACGGAUGAAGCAUUAAAACUGGAAAACUCGUGGGUUGGUUGUUUCUCAGUUUAUAAAGAACUGCCUCUUUGUGCCCCUUCUACCAGGGAAAUGUCCUCCAUCAGCUGGUUAGCAUCAGCUCUGCCCACACUACACAGAUACAGCCCUGCUCAGCAGUUUGUGCUUCCUGGCACUAAACCCAGCCUACAUUGUGAGGGAGGGUUUGCUUUAUUUUUCAAAUGUGAGAGGGAGGAAUCUCCUCACCCACAUCAUGGUCACUAUUCUCUCUUGGCUAUAGUAAAAUCUAUAUUCUAUUUGUGGUUGUAUCAACCCAUAGUUACCUUUUCCCCAGAAACUCAGAAUUUGUCUAGCCUCUGUAUUUAACUUCCCUCUCUCAGAAUGACCGUAGUCUUGCUUCUUCUUUAAUGGCCGGUGAGUCACUUUGUCAUUGUAGUUAAACGCUGGUAGUUCUUCUGCUUCCACCAGCCCUAACUCCAAGGCUGAAUCCUGAAUUUCCAAACUUGGCAUGUUUAGAAUGUGAGCUUCCUCAAUAAGUAGCUGAGUAUAUAACAAACGUAUACCUGGCACACAUUUUCAAGAGAAAUUAGCCCUGAUUUAUGUUGUUUUAAAGACUGUGGGUAUAUAGACUCUCUAUAAAUUGACCUGUGAGUGGACUGCUUAGUCAAGAGGAUAAUGGGAAAAUCCGUGUUGGAAUGUAGUCUUCUUGCUCUCUUAAUCGUUUUAAUGAUCUUGCUGUCUUUAUAAAUAUCGGCAUCAACAGUGCAUGUAAAAUUAUUUCUCAUUAGAAGUGAGGAAUGAACAUGAAGCAUUUAUUUAUUAUCGAAGGCAUUGCUGCUUCGCCCAUCAAAUCCUAGAGUCUCCUGCAAUAACAGAUUGAAAUACAACAUGGGUGCACAGGCUGGCGAUAUCCUGGCUGUUUUUACUUCAGAAUAAAUAUGGAUGUGAACUAUCCAGACAAAUGAUGCCAAGUUGAUGGUGCUGAGCAUGAGCAAUCUUGAGAUUUUCUUACCUCAUUCCCCCACUUAUCUGUGGAACCCUUGUAUCCUGGCUGAAGUAGCUGUAUGAUGCAAAGGAUUUUGAGACAUCAUAGAGCAGUGGUUUUCAUGCUUUCUUUGGGGGGACCUCCUUUUACCUGAACCACGUCUGCUUAAUAAGCGAAGAGAUGAACAAGCCUUUUGCUCACACACAUACACAGCCCCUUUGUUCCGCCAUCCAUGUGGGUUGCAGUUAAACUAGGAUUCAUUUACCGUAGUUUCCUAGUUCAUCUGAACUAGGGAGCUAUGGUUGCCAGCUUUGGAAGAAGCCAGGGUAUUUAUCCCUGGUUUGAAGUUUGUUUAAUAGUCUGGCUUAUUAUGAAGCUGGUAACCAUAGUUUCCUGAUUUCACAAGAAAUGGGAAACUGGUUAAUUGGUGGCUUCCUGUUUUAAUUGUGUGAAGGCAAGAACAAAGGGCUUCAUGUGUUGUGGAAUGAGCCCUUCGUAUCUUGCCUUAUUAAGUCAAGACAUAAUUGUCCAAACUGACUCAUUAAGUCAUCUGCCAAUAAACUCCAGGUUGUGCUCUACUGAAAGCCCACUGGCGGAGCUAUGGAAACAAAUAAUGUCCGCCACUGCGUUGCAGAUAAUUUUGGUGUGUAUUGUAGGGCACACAAUCCAAUUGGGGUGAGGCAGUUUAGAACACACUCAACUACGGUACUUUCAUAUGCCCACACAUUGCAGGGGAAGACAAAUAACGUCGAAAAGCUUCCCUGGAGAAAAGCUUGUCUGUCAUUCCUGAUCUCCUGAUUGCGGUCUAGAAACAACUGCAAUUGGGUCUUGCUCUCCUGCUGCCCAAAUAGAGAAUGUAUCCAAUGUUUUCUUCCCUUCCUGCAUAUUGCACAGAAAGAUUGUAACGAUGGACAAAGCUGUUCUCUUCUAGCAGUUUGUUAGCUAUUUGUUCGCUGGAAUUGCCUUCACUCAGCCCCCCCUUUCCCCCUUUCCCCCUUUCCUGUUCUGUAUGGGCAAAGCUAGACUUGUCACAAUUCAUGCAACCAACAAGUGUACCAGUGGAUUGGGGUUUUAAAAAAUACAGUGGUACCUCGGGUUAAGUACUUAAUUCUUUCUGGAGGUCUGUUCUUAACCUGAAACUGUUCUUAACCUGAAGCACCACUUUAGCUAAUGGGGCCUCCUGCUGCCGCCAGAGUAUGAUUUCUGUCCUCGUCCUGAAGCAAAGUUCUUAACCCGAGGUACUAUUUCUGGAUUAGCGGAGUCUGUAACCUGAAGCGUAUGUAACCUGAGGUACCACUGUAGUAAAUAGCAGAUAAGGGUCACCUAUCUGGAUCAGGGUCAGAGCAGGAAUCAAAGGUUUAAAGACCCCCCCCCAAAAAAAAAUCUAUCAUCAUGGUCCUGAUCCAAUAGCUUCUCCAUCAACUGCUCUUUUCUAUAUAAAAGGAGGAUUUACACACUUGCUAAUUGUGUGAAGGGAGCUAUGACUAGUGUGGCUUUUGUGAACAUGCAUUUGUCAAGUUCAGCUCUUGGAGAAAGACACAGGAAAGUCUAGUACUGCUAGAUACCAUUUUGGAGGAAAGAGUCAAGCAACCCAGUCCCAUCCUGGACCAAAGUUUGCCUUCCUUUCUUCCUCCAUAGCAGAUUUUGCUGAAUGGGCAUCUCUGCAAAUAAGAGCCAAAGGUUUUUGAUGGCUGUUCCCCUCCCUCUCUCCUCCCCCCCCUUUUUAAUCGGAUUACAGUAACUGGCCACCCACAUUAAUCUUAGAUUGUUCAUUUAUGUUUAAUCUUGUUUACUAGAGCAGAGACCCUCUGUUGACCUUUGCACUCAAUUUACUUAAUAUGAGCAGCAGACUUGGGAACCCUUGAAUUUUCACUUCCAUGUCUGAUAUGAGUGUCCUCAUUCCUUUGGCCCAGUAUUAAAUAUUUGUGCCACUAACUGAUUUUUGAUAAAUCCUCACAGAGGUUUGCAAAAGAUAAAAAUACUAAUGAAGUAAAAAAAACCAAAGAUCCGGAGUGGUAAAAGAGGAAAAGCAAAGCAACAGAAUUUACCUUUGAACGGGAUCGAAGAGACCUGACUAACAAUCAUGGGUUUAGCAUGGUGUCAGAAAAAUGUGAGUUGGCUUCAGAGGAGCCUUCCUGGGGAAGGAAUAUGAGAGGCAAGUAAAAGACCUCUACCUGGGAGGUCUUCUGCCUAACCUCUGAGAACAGGGCACUGGGGCAAUGGCCUCCAAAGUUAAUCCUGGCACAUGGCCAGUUUGGUUUGGGUGACAGACUGCAAUCCUUCAGGUAUCGCAAGUCCCAAAUUGUAAAAGGUCUUUAAAGGUACACAUCAGCACUAUUGACUUGGGGUGGGAAUUGGUCAUCUGUGGAUGUUUAUUUAGGACUGGAGAAUGGUGUUCAUAUCAGCUGUUCCAAGUUAGUUCCAAACACAUCUGCAAUGUAUAUUGCAGUCUCCAAAGGCAGGCCUGAGUAGACCGCUUUGCAGUAUGCUAAAAACUGGUGUGCACCUGUGGAUUGUUUUGUUCCACAUUUUUACUUCAGUGCCACUUGGGAUACUUUUUGGCAUAUGCUACUGUGAAGUUUUAACAGCCGCAUAUGUGUCUUCUCACAGUUGUUAGAUGUGUAGUGACUUUAAACAAGGGUGCAAUAUUGCUCAUGUUCAUAGCACAAACAUAUCCCUUCCUGCUUUGCAGUUAUGCAGUUCUCUUACUCAGUUUUCACUAUGUAUUUUACUUCAGAGUAUCUUGUUGGAAAUCCAGAGAACUAAUCUAUAGUCUUAAGGAUGUAGUCAUACCUCAGGUUACAGACGCUUCAGGUUGUGUUUUUUUGGGUUACGGACCCACCGAAACCCGGAAGUACCGAAACAGGUUACUUGCCCAUGCGCAGACGCACCACUGCAGGUUGCGAACGCUGCGGGUUGUGAACGUGCAUUCCGCACGGAUCGCGUUCACAACCCGAGCGUCCACUGUAGUGCCUUACCUGUAAAUAGCAGUUGGCUAUUCCACUGGGUAGUUCUGGGAUUCUCAAAGCACAUCAAAUGCUGAUCAUGUAAUAAGUAAUAUAUUUGAGCUUUGCAUGAACUGCAGAGUAUUCUGGGUGGCACUGUGACACAUGACAGUUCAGUCAAGUUGGCUGUAUGGUCAGCUGAAGCACACAUUCUUUUUCCUCAGAGGAAAAGCAUAUUAUUGAUAUUUCAGUUAACGUGGACUGGCCCUGAGCUCAUUGCCUUUAAUUUCUUGCUUUUGAACAUCCCAUUGCUCUUCAUUAAAACUGCCCCAUGCCCAUUAGAUGGAGACUCUCAAACACCUUUUCAUGAUAGAAUUCAGGCUUGCACUUAUUACAAUUCAGAAUUCAGUUUCGCACUUAUUACAGAUUGAAAUUGGGUAUCUGUUUUUAUUAUUUAUUGGCAUUCCCAGGUUCUCUCAAUAGAAGUUCCAGAGGUGUCCUGUGUGAGUGGGAAGGCACUUCUGCAAGGAAGCCUCAUCAAAUUCUUCCCAUUUCCCUUCCCAGUUGCAACUCCCUUUGCCCCACCCCACCCCGUUCCAGAGGGUCCUCAAGUCUCUGUAGUGGCUUUGGUGGGGGGCAAAGGAGACUAUAGUGUUGCCGAUAGAGAACCAGGAAAACUCUUCUGCAUGAGCUGAGUUGUACCAGCUGUUCUCUGGAUCUAGCCCAUGACCAUUGUAUUCAUUGUAAUAGAAUCAUAGAAUUGUAGGUUUGGAAGGGAUCACAAGGGUUGUCUCAUCCAAACCCCUGUGAUGCAGGAAUCUUUUGCCCAGUGUGGGGCUUGAACCCACAACCCUGAGAUUAAGAGUCUCAUGCUUCUUCCCAGCAGCCAAGCAAAUUGGGUCUUCCAGCUGCCAUCCCAAUCACAGCUACUAGCCAUACCUGUGCUGGCCUAGCUGGAGAAAUGGAACCAUCUCUCUUUUCUUUCAAUAAUAAUAAUAUUUUUUUAUUUAUACCCCGCCCUCCCCGGCCAAGACCGGGCUCAGGGCGGCUAACAUCAGGUAUAAAAACAAUUGAUUAAAAUACAACUUAAAAACAGGAUUAAAGUACAACUUAAAAUGCAGCCUCAUUUCAAUGGAAGCCCAGAUCAAAACUGUUUGGGGGGAGAAAACGUCAAAUCUACACCAAGGCCAACUAUCCAGACUGGUCCUACGUGGGCCAGAAAAAAGCCAGGGAAGUCCCCAGAUAGGGGUUCCAUCACAGAAGGAAAAGGAAAGAAGGGCAUGGGAUCAGGCUGGUUCCAAGCCAAAGGCCAGGUGGAACAACUCUGUCUUACAGGCCCUGUGGAAAGAAAUCAGAUCCCACAGGGCCCUGGUCUCAUAAGACAGAGCGUUCCACCAGGCCAGAGCCAGUGUUGAAAAGGCCCUGGCCCUGGUUGAGGCUAAUCUGACUUCCUUAGGGCCUGGGACCUCUAGAGUGUUGCUAUUUAUGGACUUUAAGGUCCUCCGCGGGGCAUACCGGGAGAGGCGGUCCCAUAGGUACGAGGGUCCUUUGGUGACAGUUACUCACUGAAGAACAAGUAACACCGCAAGCCCAAGUGUUAACACGAAGGACAAAUUUGGUGAAAUUAAGCAGAGCUGAUUUUUGCCUUGAAUUAUUCAAGGAAGGCAGAGCUGGGUGGCACAAUUCUUCUUUCCUUUUGCUUACGGGAACACUGCAUUUCCACUUGCUCAGACGCAGUGGCCUCUUGAUCGCGCCUGUCAAGUGUGUUUCUCCUGUUGUGCUUCCCUCUAACCAGGCUUCAUUUCUGUAGGCAUGCUGAAACGUUUAUUUCUUAUGACAGACGCUACUUCAAUGUUGUCGCCUCCUCCUCCUCCUCCUUAAAAAUGAGUUUAAAGCCUGGAAAUUUAAGAAAACGGUACCCUUGGGCAAGCAAUCUUAGUUUUCCUGUUAAUAGUUAUUUUUUGUGCCAUGAUGCUUUCAAGCAUAGUUCCACACAAAUGUGGGCUUCAUCCUGCACUGCCGCUGUCUUCAGAAGAAGCGCUUUGGGGGUGGUUGAUAAACCACCUUGUUUGCUGACCUUGAGCAAGGGUAGUAAUGGAAUGGGUAGCAUUGUCUUCUUCCCUAUUUUUUUGACAGGGAAUGGGAAAACUUUAACAUAUGAGAGAUCAAUCUACCAUACAGGCAGGACAGUGUCUUAUACUUGAACCUACUUGCGACAACACUUAAGAUGACAAUCAAAGUCCAAAUUGUAGUACAGUGGUACCUUGGUUCUCAAAUGCCUUGGUACUCAAACAACUUGGAACCCAAACGCUGCAAACCUAGAAGUAAGUGUUCCGGUUUGCGAACUUUUUUCAGAAGCUGAACAUUUUCUGUUUUAAGUGCCACGCUUCCGUUUUGAGUGUUAACGCUUCCGAUUUGAGCGCCACACUUCUGUUUUGAGUGUUACACUGAGGUGUCUGUUUUUGCUAUUUAUUUUGCAUUUUUGUGGCUCUUUUUUUGUUUUUGUGACUGUGUGGAACCCAGUUCAGCUACUGAUGGAUUGAUUGUGUGACUGCAGUACAUUGUUUCUUGCUGUCAUUUUAUGGAUCAAUGGUCUCGUUAGAUAGUAAAAUUCAUGUUCAAUUGCUGUUUUAGGGGUUGUUUUUAAAAGUCUGGAACAGAUUAAUCCAUUUUGCAUUACUUUCUAUGGGAAAGCGCACCUUGGUUUUGGAACACUGGUUUUGGAACAGACUUCUAGAAUGGAUUAAGUUUGAGAACCAAGGUGCCACUGUAAAACAUACACACGCAAUCCCAGUUUUGUGAAGACCUAACCUUCUGAUUUCAGUGGUUUUCUCCUUGCAUAAGUCUGCCUCCCUUCUCCAACCUGGUGCUCUGCAGAUGUUGUUGCACCUGCGUUGCCAUCAUCCCAGGCCAUCCCUGAUGGGAUUUGGAGGACAGGAGGUUGGGAGAGCUGUUUCUCUUGCAGCUCUGUCAAUGGACACAAACAUUUCCUUGAAGUGGCAUUGGACUAAACCUUAAGGAAACAGCUCCAUUCCAUGGAAGGAAAGGCUUAAUUGGGCCAUGGUAGCCUCAUGCAGAUAUUCCCUGUUGAUUAGAGCUGGGCAACGUAUCAAUACGUCAUCCAAAAUCAGUCUGAAGUCCACAUUAUGGUAAUGUUUUCAUAAUAUUUAGUGGUAUAUUGUGAAUCAUCAUGUGUAUGUGUGUGCUAUGUAAAAAAAUCAAGAUGUGGGAACAACUGUGAAGCUGGUCGUCAUUUGUCUCAUUAUUCCUGCCACCCUCGUUGCUCAAUACUAUAAAAUCAUACAGUGGUACCUUGGUUUUUGAACGUAAUCCGUUCCGGAAGACCAUUCUAGUUCCAAAACGUUUGGAAACUGAAAACUUAAUCAGAAGCCUCAAUAUGGAAAACUCAAUACAGAAGUCACAUGGCAUGUUCAACUUCCGAGGCGCGUUUACUUCCGGGUUUAUGGUGUUCGAAAACCGAAAUGUUCGUCCAUCAGUGGAGAUGUUCAAAAACAGAGGUACCACUGUAGUUGUUAAAGGUAAAGGGACCUCUGACCAUUAGGUAAAGGGACCCCUGGCCAACUCUGGGGUUGCGGCACUCAUUUCGCUUUAUUGGCUGAAGGAGCCAGCGUACAGCUUCCAGGUCAUGUGGCCAGCAUGACUAAGCUGCUUCUGGCGAGCCAGAGCAGCGCACGGAAACGCUGUUUACCUUCUCACCAGAGCGGUACCUAUUUAUCUACUUGCACUUUGAUGUGCUUUUGAACUGCUAGGUUGGCAGGAGCAGGGACCGAGCAACAGGAGCUCACCCCGUUGCGGGGAUUCGAACCGCCGACCUUCUGAUCGGCAAGUCCUAGGCUCUGUGGUUUAACUCACAGCGCCACCCGCACCCCAACAGUAUGUUAAAGGUAAGUAAAAAUGUCUCAGUUUUAGACCCCUAAGUAGUAGCAGUUGCCAGUUCGCCUCUACAUAGUUCCAUCCUUAUUUCAGACAUCAUGAUAUAUCAAUAUAUCAUGAUGUUUAGCUGGUGAUAUAUCACAAUGGUGAAAAUCAGACAUCGCUCAACCCUACUGUGGAUGGAAGCUAUGCAUGGAGAAGGGGCUAGUGGAAGCAGGCUGCUGGUCCACUGCAGCAUUCUGCAAGGCAGUGGUUUCCCCUGCGAAUAUGCAUGCAUAGCGGAAAGCCUAUGCAUGAGCAGCAGUGGAUGCGUCUUAUGGAGACAUCUGAGCCAACACUAUGCAGGCAUCUUGGGGACAUGGCCAGUGAAAUUGGAAACAGGCCCAGCAGCACAGUCCCAUUGACCCCUUCUUCUGCAUGGAGGAUGCCCCAGUAGGAUUUCUUUCUAAUGCCAUUUGUGAAUGGGUGAUAGGAACACUACAUAUGAGCUCAUAGAACUGCAAUGCAAUAUUCAGAAUUUUGAAAUGGUAUCGCUCUUUUUGCAGUGGAUCAGGAAAAACAAAACCCUCUUAGAACGGAUUGCAACUAGUUUUAAAUACUACCUCUACCCACCCCCCCGGUUCUGCAUAGAUUGCGUAUAUCCCCUGGUUUAUUGCAAUAUUUAACAGUCUCCUGACACUGACUGUCAUUCAUUUCUGCUAAUCUGUACUCAGAACUGGCAGCAUAAAUGGCCCAUGGCCCUUCAGAGAACAAUAAAUCACAAAUAAAAAAUAUGUGUGGCUUUCCCUAGGACGUCAAAUGAAAUAAAAACAUAAGUGAGUCAUUUGAGACAGCUAUAUCAAAACACCUGUUUGGCUCAGAUACUUAUCAGAUAAGUUGUGUAAGCCUGUUCUCCGAAGCCUUCAUCCAGAGAACUUCCUCUUGGCAAUAUAACUUCCUUAUAUACAUGCCGUGCACAUUGAUAUCGCCACCCAACAGAACCGCUGAAGGUCAGUUUUAAACGAUCGCAUUUGCAAAAUGUCAGUGGCUGGCAAUUUCUUUUUAAAAGUGUGAGCAUGCCAAAGGGCUUUGAGCCAUUUUUUAAAGCAUGCAUUUAGAGCAGUGAUGGUUGAUACUUCUUGGGACUGCUGGGGUGGAAGUCAGGGAGCCCAGUGGUAGGUGGAAUCAGAGCCAAUGGCAGGCAGAGCCAUCUAGAAUUCUAGUUUUGUCCCCAUCCUUCUGCCUACUAAGUCCUAGAAGGGCAACAUUGAGACUAAGGAGGACUCAAAAGACAGGAAGUGCCAGCUACUACUUCCUGGUUGGAAGUAGGAAUGUGGUUGAGGCCAAGAUUGGUGAAGCACUGCUCCAUUCACCCCAAUGGAUCAACCUCUAUUGCUUUGGAUACAGUCUUCUGUAUGAAGGGCUGUCCACUCCACUUUCAAGAUAAAGAAUCCUAAGUAGGGAGAGCAGAGACCCUGGAGUUCAUAGAAUCAUAAAGUUGGAAGGGACCCAAAGGGUCAUCCAGUCUAACCCCCAUGCAGUGCAGGAAUCCUUUGCCCAACGUGGGGCUCGAACCCACAACCCUGAGAUUAAGAGUCUCAUGCUCCACCGACUGGGGUUAAUAUUUGGGCAGCAGCUCAUGUAGAGGGCCCAUAGCUCACCUGGUCACAGCUUUCCCCACUAUGGUGAGGUAAACAUUUCUAUUUACAGUGGUACCUCGGGUUAAGAACUUAACUCAUUCUGCAGGUCUGAUCUUAACCUGAAACUGUUCUUAACCUGAAGCACCACUUUAGCUAAUGGGGCCUCCUGCUGCCGCUGCGCUGCCACUGCAGAAUUUCUGUUCUCAUCCUGAAGCAAAGUUCUUAACCCGAGGUAAUAUUUCUGGGUUAGCGGAGUCUGUAACCUGAAGCGUAUGUAACCUGAAGCAUAUGUAACCCGAGCUACCACUGUACAUCACAAUAAGUACUUUUGAAAAUUGUAUAUGUACAAUUAACAUACUAACAUUUCACAGAAAUCUUGUCCUUGUUUGGUGUUUGUAUUAACCCUUUUGCUGUGGUGCAUGAGUGGCCCUCAGACCUCUUUUAAUAUGUCAAUUUGUCCGCUAUUUCAUUUGGUUUCCACAGUAAUGCCUGGUUUAAUUGUAAGAAUAAAAAAAGACCAUGGCGUAUAAAGGUAUUUCAAAAUGGGCUCCAAGUUUUUUCCCCUUUGUAAUAUUCUGAAAAACAUUGUAAUCUAACUGAGAUAUAAAUAUUAGCAUUAGGAACCUGCUCUGCCACAGAUAAUUCAACCUUGAAGCAACUCUAGUUUUGCAGCCCGUGGUUUCGAAGUGUAACUAUUCUCUUCCGGGCUCCAUUGCUCCUUUUGUAGAAAGCAUGAGAUUCCUUCCCCAGUUUUUCAUUCUUUCCACAUUUGCAUCUGUGCCAUCUACUACUUCAUUCUUGCGACUCCAGACUUGCUCUAUGUUACGUUUCACGCCUAUACAUAGUCUUGCAAAAGCGAAUUCGUGUGCUAAAACAGCCAAUUGCCACAUCCUGAAAAUUCAGGUCAGGAGCUUCUUCUUAACGCCAUUCCCAGGCAUUCUUAAACAGUCCACGGAGGGUCAGUGCUCAUUAGCUCCACUCUGUCCACCCACCAAUUCAGCCUUCCCCACAUUUAACAGAAAAGUUUUGAGGGGGUUUGUAAGCACCUUCUGUUUACAACGCAGGAAGGUCAGUGUGGAGUGGGCAGGGCUGGUGCAUAUGCCCCUUUUGCACAGAGGGUUUAAGAAUGCCUUGUGAGGGGGUCUAAAUUAGGGAGAGCCUGAAGUUCCAUGUAAAAAAGAAGCUUUGAUGCCUGGGAAAACAACCCAAUAUUCGAAAUGGAUGCUUACAUAUAUAUGCCAUGCUAGGAUGCUCUUGUAACUUGUUAAUUGUAGAGCAAACUUUUUCAGCAGUGGGCCAGUCCAGUGUCCCUCAGACCUUGUGGGGGGCCAGACUAUAUUUUUAGGGGGGGGAUGAACAAAUUCCUACGCCCCAUAAAUAACCCAGAGAUGCAUUUUAAAUAAAAGCACACAUUCUACUCAUGUUAAAAAUCCAGGCAGGCCCCACAAAUAACCCAGAGAUGCAUUUUAAAUAAAAGGACACAUUCUACUCAUGUAAAAACAUGCUGAUUCCUGGACCGUCUGUGAGAAGGCGAUUGGGCCACAUCCAGCCCCCGGGCCUUAGGUUGCCUAUCCAUAUUGUAGAGGUAGCACAGAAUGCCAAAAUCCGGAUCCCUGGAAUCCUUGAAACCAGGAUCUAGUCCUCUCAAUAAUUCUUACAAAAGCAGACCUAAAUAUACUGCUCUGAAACGACGUUUACUUUGAUACCAAAUGAGAACAAUGUUCUUCGAACUGGACUUUGACAUCUUUCUCUCUGUCUCUGCCUUCAAGGGCUUGGGCAUUGUCCUACUUUUGCCACCUUGUUUCCGUGUUCUGCUUGAUGUAUUUCCAUUACCGUGGGUACUAAGCGUUCUUUGUAUUUGGCAACUACCCUUAGUCUCUCCUUCAGGCCGUCGAUAUCUAUCACAUAGAAAGCAUUGUCCUUACCAAGAGGCUGAAAUGUAAGAUAAUGUCAGGAGCUGGAUGACAAAUAAUACUCAGUUGUCUUUGUUUGUUGGGUGCGCUUUUUUAAGGGGCGGGGGAAUGGGAGGUUGGGGGUCAAGGGAAGGAGAGAAACUUCUUAUUCCCCCCCCCCCCACCGCCCUGAAACUUUGCUGAUUUCCCAUUCCAUCAAAUAACCUUUAUUAUUUGAAAGGUAAGUUAGAUUGCUAGCACAUGGAAAUAAAUAUUCUGGGAUUGCAAGGAGAGAGAGAAAAAGUGCUUUUGGGAGUGAUUUGCAGCCAGCCAACAGUAUGAAGAGAAAAACUUGCAGGUACACUUCACCCCCUCUUGAACUCUUGGGGUCAAAUUUCUUGCUCAUUUAGAAAUGUAGAUCCAAGCUCCCACAAUGCUUUUCUGCUUAUAAUAUUCUCAGUUUGAAAUUACAACCAUUAAAAAAAGGAAAAUUACACACACACACACACACACACACACACACACACACAAACCCCUAAGAUGGAAGAAAUCAAAACUCUUCACCUGACUCUACUGGAAAUUAUUUACCGCACUUUUUUUUUUAAAAAAAAAAACAGCAGAAGUGCACAGUUAAUGCUGUUAUAGAGGGUUUUGUUUCCUUAAUCCAGGCCUGCACAACAUUCAGCCUGUGGGCAAUUGCAGUGCUUUCCCUGAGUGUCUGCUGCUCUCGGGGGUGGGGGCAUUUUAAUUAUCCAUUGUUUGCAGCCACCUAUUCCUGAGCUCCUUUGUGUGGUCUCUCUUCAAAUCCAAAGCUUCCCAGUGCUCACUCGGUGCCCAGUUGUUUUAUGCACAAGUUGUGCACAAGGUUUAUGCACAAGUUUUAUGCCCAGUUGUGUUUUAGCACAAGGAAGGGUCUGAAGGCCAUGCCACAAAAGCAACAGCAGGGAAGGAGGAGCCCUUUCACAACCCAUCUCCUUGGUUUCCUCCUUGCUGAGGGUGGAAGUAAAAGCGGCCGAGGAGAAGGGCUGUACGGAAGGCUUGAAAGUUUCCUUGGCUGGUUUGCUCACCUGUCUUCCUCUUGCCAGACCAGCUGAGGUACAACUGCACAUUCUCCUUUGGGCAGAACCUGCAACAACUGGAAGAGUUUCAGGUAGGGUUUGUGAGAGAGAAAUGGAGGAGGAUGACAAGGGAUCUAAAUCAAGCAAUUCAGUUUUAUUUUCCAGUAUACCCCCUUAAGCCUAGGGUAGCCAGCAUAGUACACUCCAGAUGUUGACAGACUAGGGAUCUGUUCAUUCCAGACCAUUGGCCAUGCUGGCUGGGGUGGAUGAGAGUUAGAGAACCGCAACAUCUGGACGGUUUCAUGUUAGCUAUCCCUGCUUGAAAGCUUAAAACGUUUUAAAAAUAUCUUUUAGGUGGGGUGGGGGUCUUAAGAGCUAAAGGUGACAUAACAGGAAAGUCCUGCUCCCCACUUUCAAGCACCUGCACCCCUUUGUUAAUUUCAAUUGACAUAGCAGUGCUACCGAAGGAAAUGUGUAGCUUUUUCUACUUGCUGCUCUAAAUCUGCGGCUUUCUUCUUCUUCUUCUUCUUCUUCUUCUUCUUCUUCUUCUUAUCACCAUCAUCAUUAUCAUCAUCAUCAUCAUCAUCAUCAUCAUCUUUCCUUCAGGAGGACAUAUGAUAGUUUGGGACAGGGCUUUUUUUCAGCCGGAGCUCAGCUCUGGUGGACACCAUUGCCAUUCUAAGAGAACAAGGGAGAGCUUCGUGGUGAACUCUGGCACCUCUUUUUCUAGAAAAACUGCACUAGUUUGGUCAUGUGAUCAGAAAAGCAGCAUUUGUAGCAAGGGUUAAAUGCUCCAUCCCCUCUCAUCCCCACUGUUCCAAUUAAAAUUAACCACCCCCUACUGCUUUGCUCUGUAUAUGCUUGUAUGUGUAGAUAGUAGUCAUUCUGAUUUUUUCGCAAGGACAAAGUUGCAUCAAGCAAUUGCUCUCCCAUCAGUUUCAGUUCAUGUUCCUGUCGUUUCCUUGUUGAAAAAAGGUGGUUUGGGGUUGGUUGUCCAAGAGCUCCAAAUCAGCUCUAAAUGUGCAACUUGGGUGUGCCGGUCUGUGAUUGACUCUCGCCCCAAAAUAGUGACAGUCUGGAAGUCCACUAAGAAUGGGGGAAGAGCAGACAGGAGUCCCUCACUCUGUAAGAAAUGGUUAAAUGGAUGCUGCUUGCUGAAUUACCGUAUUUUUCGCUCCAUAGGGCGCACCUGACCAUAGGGUGCACCUAGUUUUUAGAGGAGGAAAACACACACAAAAAAAUUCUGAAUCAAAUGUUGCACUAAACUAUUUAAAGCAGCAAAGCGGGUGGCUCCUGUCCACUUUGCUGCUUUAAAGCGAGCCUCAGAGGAGGGUAGGAAGGGGAACCAUGGCUUAUCUAAGUCCAGUUAAUAAUGCUGAGCCUGACUUAUGGCCAUCGAGAUUAGCCUGGCCGUCUCAGUGGAAAUCUGGGGAGGCUGAGGUGGACUUUCAGUGGUCAAAGUGUGGUUGUGUCUUCCUGCCCGGCAUCUAUUUCCUGCCCUCUUUCCCCCCUGCACCCCCGCACCCUGCUUUGAGGGAAGGAAGCGGAGCCAUGGAUCCUCUGCUCACAACUGCAGCGGAUUCCCUCCACUUUGAAGCAGGAAAGUGGGAGAGGAGCUGCUUACAGAGUGUAAGCUGCUCUCCUCCCACUUUGCUGCUUCAAAGGGAGCCCGGGAGGAGGGAAUCCGCUGCAUGGAUCCCCUUCCUUCCCUCCUCCGUGGUUGCUUUGAAGCAGGAAAGUGGGAGAGGAGCCGCUUACACGGGUUUAAGCUGCUCCCCUCCCACUUUGCUGCUUCAAAGCAAGCCACGGAGGAGGGAGGGACGGAUGGAAUCCCCUUCCCUCCCUCCUCCCCGGCUCAGGUCAGCAGCAGCGGCUCUUGCUGGCUUUACAAUGAGCCGGAAGAGCUGCGCAGAGCGUGUCAGCAGCAGCGGUUCUUGCUAGCUUCGCUCCAUAAGACGCACAGACAUUUCCCCUUACUUUUUAGGGGAAGAAAAGUGCGUCCUAUGGUGCGAAAAGUACGAUACUAUGAAAAGCUGUCUUUUUGCCAGCCCUUGUUUACCCAAAUCAAGGUCCAGAACCAACCUGGCAAUGGAAGUGAAACCUUUCGGACGUAUUUUAUCAUUCGGAACAAUUAAUGCUAGAUGAAGUGAUGAAAUGGUGACCUUGGGCUAAAGAGCUUUCCUCUCCCUGCCAUUAUCAAGUUUAAGAUCUGACCUCUACAUUUUGAUGUGCCUACAACUUGACCUUAAAGAGAAACUAUCCUUUACCUACCCAUCUCUAUUUGCAGGCCACCACCACCUUUUCCACUGGCUGGGGAAAGUUUUUUUUUACAAAGUGCUUUGCAGCCAGACCUCUCAGUGAAAGUGGCACACUCUGCUCCCACCUCUAGCAGAACAAUCUGCUAAUUCUCGCUGCUGGAAGAGGAGGUGGUGACAGCAGAGGGAGCAGACGAAAGAAUUGCCAGGAAGGGGGAUAGACUUUUGAGCUGUCAUCUGACAGUCCUGUUAGGAAGGCAGGCUCUAUGUGUCUGCUUAUGAGGACCAGAAGGCAUAAAUGCUGGUCAGGUCAGUUUUUAUUUAGCUUUGCUUAUGCGAGCCUCUUGGGACAGGGUGUUGAGCAGGAAGCUUGUCUGUUUUCCAACCGGUGUCUUAUGGUAGCAUAUGUAUGUUGAAGCUGAGAGUUUUAUACUGAGAUGUAGCUCAGUGGUAGAGUCUCUCUGUCUUGCAUGCUGAAGACCCCAGAUCCAAUCCUGGCAUCUCCAGGCAGGGCUUGGGUAUGCCUGCUGCUUGAAACUCUGGAGAGUUGCUGCCAGUCCCAUAGACACUUGUUGUUUAGUCGUUUAGUCGUGUCCAACUCUUUGUGACCCCAUGGACCAGAGCACGCCAGGCACCCCUGUCUUCCACUGCCUCCCACAGUUUGGUCAAACUCAUGCUGGUAGCUUCGAGAACACUAUCCAACCAUCUCGUCCUCUGUCGCCCCCUUCUCCUUGUGCCCUCCAUCUUUCCCAACAUCAGGGUCUUUUCCAGGGAGUCUUCUCUUCUCAUGAAGUGGCCAAAUUAUUAGAGCCUCAGCUUCAAGAUCUGUCCUUCCAGUGAGCACUCAGGGCUGAUUUCCUUAAGAAUGGAUAGGUUUGAUCUUCUUGCAGUCCAUGGGACUCUCAAGAGUCUCUUCCAGCACCAUAAUUCAAAAGCAUCAAUUCUUCGGUGAUCAGCCUUCUUUAUGGUCCAGCUCUCAUUUCCAUACAGCAGAGUUCAAAAUUAGCCAGGUGCAUUUUGCACCUAGCUUUCAGCCACUUUUGACCACAGGAAGAUGCCUGGGCACCAGGAAGAUGCCUGAUAUCUCUACCAUCUGGAGUUCCAUGAAGGGGGUCUGGAUUGUUUUCACACACUAAUACCACAUCCUGUAGAAUUCUAUCCGUUACAUUUUACCUGUGCAACCGGAAUGAAUUUCAGGAACCAAAAUGCUUUUUUCUUUGCUGUCUGAGCAGGAGCAGUGAACAACGUUACAGUGAAUUGUUGUAGCUUGUCUUCACUUAGCCCACCCCACUGUCCUGCUCACAGUCGUGAAGAAUAUCCCUACAUUAUGAAUGGUCUGUGUCACCAUUAAGAAAAAGAGGUAGUGGCAGGCCAAUAUAUAUGUGGGCUGUGUCUGGAGCAAGUGACUUUUCUUCUUUAAGUUCUCAAAGCUCUUAGCCUAGCUCAAGGUUGUCAUCUGAACUAGCCAGAUGCUUAACAAUCACAGUCAGUCUGUCAUUUGAAGAACUUUAGAGCUGUCUUGCCCCGAAAGGGCAAGCAGACAUUCCGUUUUGGUGUAAUCUUUGUUUAAGAAGCCAUUUGACACCUAGCUUAUAUACAGUACCUCAGGUUAAGUACUUAAUUCGUUCUGGAGGUCCGUUCUUAACCUGAAACUGUUCUUAACCUGAAGCACCACUUUAGCUAAUGGGGCCUCCCGCUGCUGCCGCGCUGCCAGAGCACGAUUUCUGUUCUCAUCCUGAAGCAAAGUUCUUAACCCAAGGUACUAUUUAUAGGUUAGCGGAGUCUGUAACCUGAAGUGUCUGUAACCUGAAGUGUAUGUAACCUAAGGUACCACUGUAUCUGAGUUUCUAGCACUGGUACACAGUGGUAAACUGGAUGAACUCAGUGGAAGUCAGCUUUCAAUGUUCCUGUGGAUGGAGGAGAACAGCCAUGUGAAGUGUUGGCAGCAAACUGGCUGCACUGGGAUUAGCCUCUUUUAAUGGACUCAAACAGCUGAUACUCCUCAAGCAGCCUUGUAUUUUGAUUGGUUGUCGGAUCACAUAUUUCACAGCAAUAUUAGCUGAGCUUUGUUGACAGCAAGGAGUUAACACACAAAGGACUUUGUUCUUGCCCCUUCAAAAGUCGCUGGGUCAGCCUGAAUGCUGACUCUGCAUGAUGAGAAUCUCAUUUUACCUUCUGAGCCAAAGAAGAACUUGUGCCAGGGAGUGACACUUGAUUCAUAAUACUGCCAGCGUUACAAGCAGGGCAAAUCCAUAUUCCAAACAAGGUAAUUAUGACUUUGGAGACAUCUCUAGCUUGCAAGCCUGCUCUUAUAUUGCAUCUUUCUUGAGUUACCAGUGAGUAUAGCUUCAGCAUCUCUCAUUUUGAUAAUUAUCAGUAGUGUUUCUUUGGAGGCUGUUGCUCUUACAUAAAACCAGGGAUGUUUUCUGUGACCAUAGAGGUAAAAGAGGUAAAAGAGGUAGUUUGUCCACUGCGAAGGCAGAGGAGCAUAUUUUAAAGAGGCAGGGAGUGACCUUUCUAACUUAAAAAAAAAAAACUACCCCAGUGAGCUUCUUAACCAUUCCUAGUAGCAGUUAGGAUCUAGAAGAAAUACCAAUGGAAAGAAUAUGGAAGAAAAUGAAUAAAGUGUCAAGCAAGCUACCUGAAAGGUAAAGUUAAAGGGACCUCUGACCAUUAGGUCCAGUCGUGACCGACUGUGGGGUUGUGGCGCUCAUCUUGCUUUAUUGGCCGAGGGAGCCGGCGUACAGCUUCCGAGUCAUGUGGCCAGCAUGACUAAGCCACUUCUGGAGAACCAGAGCAGCGCACAGAAACACCAUUUACCUUCCCGCCGGAGCGGUACCUAUUUAUUUGCACUUGGACGUGCUUUCGAACUGCUAGGUGGGCAGGAGCAGGGACUGAGCAAUGGGAGCUCACUCCGUCGUGGGGAUUCGAACCGCCGACCUUCUGAUCGGCAAGUCCUAGGCUUUGUGGUUUAACCCACAGCGCCACCCGCGUCCUGAAAGGUAGACUGUACCAAUAGGAAUCUUAUACAAUAGGUGUGUUUUCUGUUUAUAUGAUGACACCGGUGGUUAUGUGGCAUUUUACAGAGUACAAGAGGAGCUCACAAAUAAAUUUUAGGUCAGGAACAGGUGGGGGAAACAAACCAGGAGCUCUGCUUACUGUGGUGGCCAAGCAUUGAAUCCUGGGUAUUUUUUUUUAAAAAGCCAUGGUUUGUUGGCUUGCAUAUCCUAGCUUGUUGGUGAACAACUGGCCAAUAUUCUGGUUCAGACAUGUUUCCCCAGUGACAGCAAUGGGGAUUUUUACAAAACAUUUUGAAUGGGAAAUCAUCCUUUUUUGCAAAAAAAAAUAAUCCUGCGCAAAUUACAGUGUUUUCAGUCUUCAUCAGAAAAUUUCCAGUUCCCUGCAGAGGGAUCGGAUUUAGCAUGUUCAAUUUCCUUUUAUUUAGUAAACAAAGCUAUGAACUUGCCAAGAUUGCCUACUGCUGCAUUUUCAGCUGGCGCAUCCAUUCAUUGUUGCUAAUGAAUUUUAAGAAAUAUAAAAUUCCCACAGGGAUUUCCCCCUCUCCGCUUCACUGGCUAUAUGCCCUGUUUAUUGCGACGUGCAAACGUGGCUGUGUGGUUGUUUCAGUUGUGCAUGCUCAGAGUUCCAUUAGGGCAUUAGCUGGUUUUUGGACAGAUGUUCUGGGAAGCAGCCCCAGGCACAGGGCAGCAAGGGAGAAGUGAUGGAACUGUUGUAGGAUGCAGGAAACCUUUGAGCAGCUACAAGUGGUGGAACUAGAUGAGCAAAGGUCAUUGGCAGGAUUGUAUCAGGAGAUGGGGGUGGCGGGGGCAAGGCUAUGGAGGAGGUUGAAGGACCUUGCGCUGAAUGUGGAAACAGACAGAAAGAAGUAGAGAGAUAAAAUUUGCCGAAUCAUUUCUAUUGAUUUUUCCAGAUUGUACCUAAUCAGCCACAAAUUAAAACAAAUUUAAUACAGUUUUUCCCCAAAAUUGGUUUCCCGCCCUCUAUUCUUGAUGUGUCCAGUUUCCUCCUGUUGCUGCUUUAUUUUUUAAUACACGUUCCAUUAAACUACUUUAUCCCUAACCAUCAGCUAUCCACUUGCCUAUUCCUGCACGUGAAAUAUUUCAACAUUUGCAAUAUCUACAAGGGAGGUUACUCCACCAAGUGUCAAAUCCACAAUAGAUCAGUAAUGAUCAUUUCUAAAACAAAUUCCUUUCUUGGGUAGAGAUUUCAAUGAGUGGUGUUGCAUGAUCAGAGUGGUGACAGAGGCAUAUUAUUAUAGCAGCAGAGUGCUUGACAGAUGUGAGGAGACCCAGGUGAGACAGCGGAAGACCAAAGAGGAGGAGGCUGUAGUCUAGGUGAGAGAUUACCAUGGCGUAGACUUGAGUUCCUGCGGUGGGAAGGGCUGCAUUUUUUGCAAAGCAACACAAUGUAGCUGUGGACUCCGCAUGAGGAACAAAGGAGGGGGAGAAAAACCAAGGUUACACGCCUGUUCAACAGGGUAGCUGGCAACAUUGUCGACGAACAAAGAAAGUGUGCAGGGUGAAGCAGGAACAAAGAAAGGAGGCUUGGGAGGAAAGAUGAGAAGUACAGUCUUGAGAAGAUUGAGACUGAGACAACAAUGAAGCGUCCAAGCAGAAAUAUUGGAGAGACAGCUGGAGACGUGAGGUUGGGGCGAGGGAAAGGUUUCAGGGGGAGCUGUGCCAAAGACCUGGUGUAUCAAAAUCUCCACACACUGCCUUGAACUAGGAGAAAAGAAUCCUAACAAGACAGCAAGCAUAGAUUAAAGCCAUUCAAGCCUGGAUGUGGGUCUGUUCUGGACUGGCGUCUGAGCCACAAACACGAGUUUGAACUAGCCGGAAUUUCUCCUUUGAUCAUGUGGCUUCUGACAUCUUUUCAAAACUCUUCCGCAAGGCUAGCCUGCCAUUUCUGUACUGUGACUAAUUGUACCGUGCUGAAUUUCCCAGUGUAAUAGUUAUACUUUUGAACUCUGGCAGAGGAGAUGUUCUUUGGCUUGGCGGAUUGUGAAAGUCAUCUUAAUGGGGAGAGAUGUGGUGAGUUUUUUUGGUUGGGUUCAUCUGGACUGCAUUCUGCAGAUUACCUCUUAAUUCUCAGGGAAGUGCUUUGGCUAGCAGGCUCUAACUUUGUCAGAAUCACUUACGGCUUUCAUCCUCCAUGUGAGGCAGACCUCCUGCAAAGGCAUGAAGGGUUUCCAGGGGAAGACAAGCUCCUUUUAUAAUACCUUCCAACCAAUAUGAAGGAAGAGAUUGCACCCAGUGCCUUUUUUUCCUCUUUGCCAAUAAGCAACGGAGCCUUAUGUACUGGAAGUUACUUUUACAUCCUUGCAAGACUUUUGUCAUCUCUAAGCAGGCACUUCCUGUCCCACUUCUUAUUACUAUAUAUUUUUUUAGAAAAUAAUGUCCAAACAGCACAUGAGAGUGGCAUACCCUUGUCUUUAAAUGCAAGGUGGCCCUUAAACAAAAAUUCUAGCCAGGAAAUCAAAGCAACACUUUCUUUGCAGCAAAGGAAGAAUUGGGAGUAGACUUUGAGUGCACUCCCAAUUCUUCCUCCUUUUAUAUAAUAAUAAUAAUAAUAAUAAUAAUAAUAAUAAUAAUAAUACCCUGCCCAUCUGGGUAGAUUUCCCCAGCCACUCUGGGCGGCUUCCAACAAAAUAUUAAAAUACAACAAUUCAUCAAAUAUUAAAAGCAUCCCUAAACUGGGCUGCCUUCAGAUGUCUUCUAAAAGUCAGAUAGUUAUCUGACAUGAGAGCGUUCCACAGGGCAGGCGCCACUAACGAGAAGGCCCUCUGCCUGGUUCCCUGUAACUUUUCUUCUCACAGUGAGGGAACUGCCCGAAGGCCCUCUGCCCUGGACCUCAGUGUCCGGGCAGAAUGAUGGGGGUGGAGACGCUCCUUCAAGUAUACUGGGCUGAGGCUGUUUAGGGCCUUUUAGGUAUGGUUUGAACUUUCCCAUGCCUGAUAUGACAUCAAGGCCUGCAAAAGUGGAUGUGGUUUAUGCGAAACAACAUGGCGGACCACCCUGUGGUUCAGAGGGACUCCACCACAAAUCUUAAAGGGCCAAAGGAGUGUGGAGGUAGGAGGUGCUGGAGCCUUUCCCCAAGUCCCCCCCCCCCGCCUACCCAUGCACACAUAAUUGGGCUCAUCCUACUCACCCACAGAAUGUCAGAAGACAAUUGCUUCCCACUGAAGCCUCCUUAAGAAGGGUAGGCCUUCACGUAAUACAAUCCUUGUUGCAAAUAUCACACACUAUAGCUGGAAAAAGAAAGAUAAUAAAAAGAACCAUCACUGUUGCGAUGUUCCUGUUUUUCUCUGCAAUUUCUGUCAUGACCGUCAGCUUUUGUUUCCUCAGAGUUGGAGGAGACAGCAAAAUAUCAUUUUUCUUCCCGUUACAAAAGAGAAUGAGAGUUGUAUUCCCAGAAAUCCCUGCAGUUUCUUGGAAAGGGAAAAGAAAAGAGAAAAAGGAGGGACUGCUGCCACUUGAGCCGGUGGAUUAUUUUUUUAAUGGUUUAAUUGUUAAUUCAGAUCCCAAACGUUAUGUCUACAUAUUUGGGGAUAUACGUAACACAUCCACAGACACAGUCUCUCGCUCUCCAUUCAGAACACUGCAGCAGAUGUCAGGAGUUGGCACAAGUUGAGAGAGGGGAAAAACAUACACAAAACACUUUUGUAACAGCAUAGCUAAGGCCUCCGCAGUAUAUGAUGGUGGUAGCAGGUUCACAUUUUUAAAACAUGAGCCAGCCCCACCCAGAUAUAAUGCAGGAAGGAGGGAUAGUCAACUGAGAUUGAAAAACAGGGUCAAUUGGGCAAGCAGGGGACAAAAGCCUCCCAGACAGUUCAUAUUUUUAGACUCCCCCCCCCCAGCUCUUUUUUUGUGAAAGUAGUGUUUUCUUUCUUUUUAAAGAACUGAAUUCAGUUUAAGCAGUGGUUUUGCUUUUAUUUAGAUGUGAAAGCCUAGACAUAUUUGGAGAGGAACACAGAUACUAUGUACCAUUCACUAUCCUCAAAAAAUGAUCUUUCUAAAUAUUUCUAACAUUGUGUUUAUGGGGGGGGGGGGUUUAAACUCUAAAAGAAAAACAUUUGGGGGGCACACUGAGGAAAAACCUCCAACAAAGUAGUUUCCCUUUUGGGAUGAGUGAAAUGCUUUGAAAGACAAUAUUUUAUUCAUUCAGGGUGUGUAGUAUGAAGAAUUUUAUAUGCCAAGUUUUUAAAAAAUGUAUAUAAUGGUGUAUUUGAUGCAUUACACUGUAUACAUUUUCUCCAUGUUCUCCCCACCCCACCCACUGAAUGGCUUUAGAGACCUUGCAUCUCUUAAUACAUAUACAAAUAAAUUUACACAAGCACAAAACCAUUCUGGCUUAUUCCAUAGUGGUAUUAUGUAACCAAAUCAAUCAUUGUCAAUUCAGCCAAGUGAGAUGACCACAUGGAGAUUCAGGUGGCAAGUGGAUGACUCACCUGUAAAUGUUCUCCUCCCCAAGUUUCUAAUUACAAGGGGAAAGAGGACUUUCCUAUCUCAGUUUGUUUUGCAAAUAAUAUAUAUUUUGUAUGCAGUCUUUACCAUGUCAUGCUAUACUUGUUUACACUAGUAAACUCAGUUUAUACAGUGGUACCUUGGGUUACAUACGCCUCAGGUUACAUAUGCUUCAGGUUACAGACUCCGCUAACCCAGAAAUAGUACCUCGGGUUAAGAACUUUGCUUCAGGAUGAGUUCAGAAAUUUUGCUCCGGCGGUGCGGCAGCAGCAGGAGGCCGCAUUAGCUAAAGUGAUGCUUCAGGUUAAGAACAGUUUCAGGUUAAGAACGGACCUCCGGAAUGAAUUAAGUACUUAACCCGAGGUACCACUGUAUUGCACAAGCAUGGACACACACUGCUGUUAGAAAACAACUUCCUCCCCCAUGAUCCAGCGAUCUGGUGAGACAGUGGACACCUCACAGCUCAUGUGUGUUUGGGUCUUGUGUUGUGCUGGAGUGCUUGUCUCAGUGGUAAGGGAAAUGUGAUGCUCCGCAUUUUGACUGCUUAGUUUUGGAGUAAUGCCCCUUCUGCUUCCCUGCCCCCGGAAGCACCUUGGGGGAUCCCAUUCCAAUUGUUAACUUUUGUGAGUGUGGGCCAUUUUGUGACAUACCUACAGAGAGAUGAGCAAAUACCUUAUGUUUCACACAAUCUUCUAAUUUGCACGUUCCAUGCCUCUAAUUGUUUUGAGUUAUUCUUCCAAUCCAUUAUAUUGAGGGAGGAAAAUUAAAGUCCCAUUUUCCAUUAUUCUAGAAGUCAGUGUGCUUUAGUUCAAUUGCGUAGCAGAUCUAAACUUUCUAGCUAAUGUUGUUGAAGCCUGUUAAAAAUUUCAGGGAGGAUUUCCAUGUUAUCUGUGGCUGGACAGGAGUGUGCCCCACCAAAUCAAAACGUAUCAGCAAAGUUCAUGCCCUUUGUAAAAACCAUAGAAUUGUAGAGUUGGAAGGGAUCCCGAGGGUCUUCUAGUCUAACCCCCUGCAAUGCAGGAAUCUUUUGCCCAGCGUGGGUCUCGAACCCACAACCCUGAGGUAAACAUUCUCAUGCUUUACCAACUGAGCCAUAAGAGUACUUCCAGAAGACCUGUUUAUUGAGCAUUCGUUCUGAUUUGUUUAUGGGGAGGCUAAGACAGUGUUCCAUCAAAGCAGUUGUUGUCCCACACUGCCCACUUCAUUUUCCUGUCACUUUCCUUACAGCUAAAAGUUGGGGGGGGGUUGGGAGAGAGGAGAAAUUGGUUAGCUGUGCAAGACCUUCAAAUCACCUUUAAUCAUCCAAGCUUAAUUUACCAGCAUGUGAUUUGAUACUACUUGAAAUUAGUGACCAUCUAGAAGUGUCAUGAUCCUGACAUGGGGUAACUGUGCCCCUGAAGGACCAGGUGCGCAGCCUGGGAGUCAUUUUGGACUCACAGCUGACCAUGGAGGUGCAGGUCAAUUCUGUGUCCAGGGCAGCUGUCUACUAGACCCUGAGACCCUACUUGCCCGAAGACUGUCUUGACAGAGUGGUGCACGCUCUGGUUAUCUUCUGCUUGGACUACUGCAAUGCCCUCUAUGUGGGGCUACCUUUGAAGGUGACCCAGAAACUACAACUAAUCCAGAAUGUGGCAGCUAGACUGGGAGUGGCCACUGAGACCACAUAUCUCCAGUCCUGAAAGACCUGCAUUGGAUCCCAGUACGUUUCCGGGCACAAUUCAAAGUGUUGGUGCUGACCUUUAAAGCCCUAAAUGAUCUCGGUCCAGUAUACUUGAAGGAGCGUCUCCACCCCCAUCGUUCUGCCCAGACACUGAGAUCUAGCACUGAGGGCCAUCUGUCAGUUCCCUCACUGCGAGAAGUGAGGUUAGGGGCCUUCUCAGUAGUGGAGCCAGCCCUGUGAAACGCCCUCCCAUCAGAUGUCAAAGAAAUAAACAACUAUCUGACUUAUAGAAGACAUCUGAAGGCAGCCCUGUUUACGGAAGUUUUUAAUGUUUGAUGUUUUAUCAUGUUUUUAAUAUUUUGCUAGAAGCUGCCCAGAGUGGCUGGGGAAACCCAGCCAGAUGGGUGGGGUAUAAAUAAAUCAUCAGCAUCAGCAUCAUCAUUACCUGAGUUUUAUUUCAUGCAAAAAAAAAAGAAAAAGUGAUAUUCCCGCUCCUGAGUGUGUGUGUGUGUGUGUGUGUGUGUGUGUAUGGGGCGAGGGGAACCUACUAAUGCAAAUCUGGGGGGGAAACCAUCCUUAGUAUAGCCAUAUUGCUGAUAGUGUGGAUUAUGUCAAUCUUGUUAAAGUAGCCAGUUGCAUACUCCUAUUCCUGGGGUGAGCAGAGCAGAGCUCAGAAAGGGGAGGUAGUUCUGUGGCAUUAUCCAGCAUUGGGUGGUGGCUGUUGUUGUUUAGAGAAAUACAGUGAGAAGGGAUGAAUACUUGCUUUCCCACCCAAGAGGGGAGAAAACAGGAGACGCUUGGGGGUGGGUAUAUGGAAAUGUUCAUGUCAAAGGUUGAAGCAGCUGAACAACAUUGCUGAGGUUAUUGUGAUGUGUGAAUAAACAACUGCAACAAAUGCCCUUGGAGUACGCUGUUUCCUUUUAACAAUUUAAUAUUGAUUUUAUCUCAGCAUGGGCCUGUGAAACCUUUUGUUGCUGCGAAUCUUGCCAUUUCUUCUGAUACACACACCCUGUUUGAAAUGCCCUGCCUGGUCUUGUCUGAAUGUAGCAUUGCUGGCUACCGAGAGAUCUCAGUAACAUAACUCUACAGCUCCAUGAAAUGUGAGUUCUUUGCAUAGUUCAGGGUUGGCGGGGGGUAGCAGCAGGACUCCUUUGUGUGUCAGUAACUGGGAAUUGGUGGCCGUGACGUGGGGUUGCCAUAUGUCCUCUUUUUCCAGGACAUGCCCUCUUUUUCAUGGGUUUGUAAAAUGAGAAUCGUCAUAGCGAUCCGUAGUUAAAAGCAGAAAGUCUGCAAAUGUAUCCUCUUUUUUGCUCUUCCAAAUAUGGCAACUCUAGCAGUGUGAACAGCUCAAAAGUUGCGAACUUGCACAAUAUAUGGGACGGACCUGGGAGAUACAGUGUGACUACUUUAGGGAAAGAAGGUAGUUCUGGAACGCUUUACAAAGAGGAGUGUUUUCUUAUUAACCUCUGUGUUGAUUGUGCUUUAUUAUUCUGUGCCUGCAUCCCGUUUAGUGGUAGAUAAUAUGUGUGCAUGUGUGUAGCUGCCUUAUACUGGUCCAUCUAUUCCAGUAGAAUAAUAGAAUUGUGGAGUUUUGACAGAACCCAAGGAAUGCAGAAAACUCAGCUAAAGCAUCCAUAGCAAAUGCCAUCCAACCUCUGCUAAAAAACCUCCAAGGAAGGUAUUAUGUACUCUGCUUAGCAAUGCUUCAUCCAGGCAGAAGUCUUCCCAGUUGCCAGGGAUCCUUUGAACUGAGGAUGCCAAAGAUUGAGUCUCUGAAUGCAGUAAAAUGGUUCUUGACUGCGCUUUGGUCUCUGCCAGUUAGGAAGAUGUCAACACAGCACCACAAGUGUUGGUGCUGACCUGGUAACUGGAGACCUGAUCUCUCUCUUUCCCCCCUUAAACACAUCCACCCACCUCUGGACAUUGGUGCAACAGCAGGCAGCAAAGAGUACCCUCAUUUUCAGAUGCUGCAGAGCUGCAUGGUUUUGAUAGUGCGACCCUCCUCUAUGCAUACUGUCGAAAGGUGAAGUCCCAGGAAGGGUUUACUUGACAAGCUUGGUUCUGCUGUGCUUAUUUGGAAGGUGGCAUUAAGUCAUUAUAAGACACUGUUUAUUCUGCUGUGUUUAAACUUGGUCUGAAAUAUCAGGGCUGCGGGUAAGCUUUAUUUGGCAACUCUCAUCUUUUGGUUAAAUGAGCUGCUGCUAUGGUUUCGCUGUACAUAGACUUGUUUUGUUUUGUGCAUACAUACAGACACACAGACACACACAGACACAGAGGCCAAAAAGUGACUCAGGAUUAUUUAUAAAGUAGGAGAGGAGGAAGGCAGGUGAAGAGUCCCUUUUUAAUUAUAAGUGUUUCCUGUGCAGCUACGAGCUAUAAAACAAGUUCCUGCUGCAUCUGUUUCAGGCUUUGACUUGUGAAUAUUGUUUUUCAGUAUCCAAGUAAAGUAGAGAUGGCUUCCAUUUUGUCUCUUUUCUUGUACGCUGCCUUCAAGAUGGCAGGAGAUGUUUUUAAAUACGUCUUUAGGGAUGUAAACUUUAUGGUGUGCUCUGUUCAGCGUCAGUGUCUUCUCCCAUUAUUUUUGGUCUUCCUGCAGCUCUUAACUACUGAAUGCAAAAGAAGUCUUACAAAGUUACGCCAUGCUUUAUGCAUUUGAAACUCCAUAAGGAAAUGUGUAUCUAACGUAACGUUUUGCGGAAUUUCCCUAAAUCUCCUUUAAGCCUCCCUUGCGAUAAGUAGAAGAGUACCAUUUAUAAAUGCACAUUUAAAGUAGUAUAGGCUCCUUAUUUGUGUCCUGGCCUUGGGAAAUGCAGAAAGUCAUGUUAAUACCGUGAUGUGGGUUCAACAGCACUCUUUCCACCUGUGAUUCAGAGGUAUACUGACAGUGGAGCAGCCUUCAGUGCAAAAGAUGGGCUGUAAUUCCCCAAAUAUUCCUGCAAAAAUCUUCCAAGUGUUCAGAGGAAUACUUGGGGAGCCUGUGGCCUUUUGGUUGUUGCUGGACUCCAACUCUCAUCAGCCACAGCCAGUGCGGUCAAUGCUUAGGGAUGAUGGGGUGUUGCAGUCUAGCACCAUCUAGGGAGCCAUGGAUUCCCACACCCACGAAGGUAUCUCAUGCUAGUUUAAACUGUAUCCUGAUAGCAGCAUUUCCAUAGAAAAGAGCAAAAUAACUGUUUUCUCCCCAUCUUCCAUAUAGGUUGCACAAUGACGUCUCUGGAUGAAACAAUCAAUAGCUAUCUGGAUGUUUGGCUUGGACCCAGAGGUAGGUGGUUUAUUUGGGAGAGGGUGGGCUACCUAGUUUCUGAUUACUUGCCAAAGGUUUUUAUGUUCCUGAAUACAGUGACAUUUAAAAAAACUCUUAACUAAGAUGUUGUGUAGUAGUCACUGGAAUGAGGACUGAAAUCCCUGCAUAGUUGGUUUUUUUGUUUUGCUUUGCUUUGUUUUGGCUUGCAAUGGAUAAAAGUGCUUUAUUAGAUGUAUACUUUUAUCGUUGUUGGAAUUCAAUACAAGGGGUGUUCUGAUUUAUGCCACUUUAGGUAGCUAGAUCUUUUGGAGAGGUGGCCUAUAGUUACAUUAAUAAAUAAACUCCCCAGCAGCAGCGUCAGUGAGCGAAUAGCAUAUUUCUGCGCUGAAUUCUUCUGUGUACAAAAUAGCUCCUUUUAAGACUCUGCCUCUGUGGUUCUGUUCCCAUGGAAAGCACAGUCACGAACAAAACGAAAUAGUUGCCCUUUUUAUGUGUUUGCUUAGACAUAUUGCAUUUGAGGCACCCUUGCUGAUCUCACCCUCCGCAUCAGCUGAGUUGGCACAAAAAUUGAGCCCGCAUGUUCCGAUGACCCUGCAGGGUGAGAAUUCUGUAGUGACAUUCGGUCCUGACGUCAGAGUGGAAAACACAUGAAUGAGGCAGCCCAUUUAUGUUAGCACAUGUUCAAAAACUCCUGUCAGUUAAUAGACUCAUAAACAUUACAGCUAUCGGAAAAUACGCAAUUGCUCUUGCAUUUGGCGUAUGUUAAACAAUUGUGGAAGCAAUGUAUCCAAACUGAACCGCUGAAAUGCCAUUGAUAUCUGUGGGAAAUAUAAAAGCUCAUAUUGUAGCUUAAAUGACAGAACACACAAUGCUGUAUGGAGAAAGACCCAAGUUCGGUGUUCAAAUUUAGCCAGGCGCCAGGCAUGUUUUGCGCCUGACUUUUGACCGCUUGUGACCAAGUGAAGAUGCCCUGAGCACCAGGAAGGCAACUGAGGUCUCUACCAUCUGGAGGUGCAUGCUUGGGGAUCAUUGGAUCUUGGCUGUAGAAUUCUAUCCGUUACAUUUUACCUGCACAACGGAAUGAAUUUCAGGAACCAAAAUGCUUUUUCUGUGCAGCCGGAGCAGGAGCAGUGAACAACAUCAUAGUUAAUAGUUGCAGAUUGUCUUCACUUAGCCCACCCCACUGCCCUGCUCACAGUUGUGAAGAAUAUCCCUACAUUAUGAAUGUUCUGUGUCCCCAUUAAGAAAAAGAGGUUGGAAUAGGUCAAUAUAUAUGUAGGCUGUCCCUGAAUCAAGUGGCUUUUCUUCUUUAAGUUCUCAAAGCUCUAAGCCUAGGUCAAGGUUGUCACCUGAGCUAGCCAGAUGUUUAACUGAGAAUCAAUCCCAGUCAUCUUCAUCCUUUGAAAAAUAAGACUUUAGAGCAGGGUUUCCCAAACCUGCGUCUCCACCUCUUUUUGGACUACAUUUCCCAUCAUCCCUAGCUAGAAGGACCAGUGGUCAAGGAUGAUGGGAAUUGUAGUCCCAAAAAACCAGAUGGAGACCCACAUUUGGGAAACCCUGCUUUAGAGCCAUCUUGCUCAAAAUGGCAACUAUACAUUCUGUUUUGAUGACUGUAAUCUUGGUUUAAGGAGCCGUUUGGCACCUAGCUUAUAUAUCUGAGCUUCUAACACUGCCCAAGUUUGCUUCCUGGUGUUUCCACUUAGAAGAUCUGAGAAGGCUUCUGCUUAUGACCUGUGCGUGUUGCUGCCCAUUAGAACAGAUAGCAUUAUCCUAGCUGGACCAAAGUUCUGAUGGUGUAAGACUGGGCUCUCCAGAUGUGACUGGGCUUCCGCUCUCAUCAGCUCUGCCCAUUGGCCAUGCUGGCUGGGGCUGAUAGGAGUGCUAUAACAUCUGGAGGGCACCAGGUUCCCCUUCCCUGGUAUAAAGCAGCAUCAUAUCAUCAAUUUGCUUAACUCUACUAUGACACACCCAUGGGAAUGAAAGAUGCUCCGAUUUUCUUGGAUCAUCCCCAGGUUUCCAAAACAUGAAAGGCCGCCCCCCCCCCCCCAAGAAAGUGCAACUCCUCGGAAUAUAUUUUUCAGAUUCAACAGCAAAGCUAAAUUGUGCGAACAUGGGAUCUCGGAUCUCUUUAUAAUAUAGUAUUUAAGCACUAUUUAAAAUAUUUACAUUCUCCUUAUUUUGCCACAAAGCCUGGUAGUUCAGAUGGGUGGGAAUCAAUCAAACUGAGAAAGUGGCAACUUGGAAGGUGAGGCGAGCAUCUUGGCUCUGACAAAAUCCAUCUAAUUUCAGAUAAUGGGAGUAAUGGAGAUGUCAGGAAGGAGCGAAUGAAAAGUAACUUGGAAUAUAAAAGCACCUGGUAUCAAGAUUUGAGAGAGAAGUAGGAAAGGCUAGUGUGUCAGGUGCUCCUUCAGGGAGCAGCACUUUUGUAAAGGGAGCAUAAUUAGUUGUUUAGCAACAGAGCAAUUAAAUAAACCUCGCCACUAGUGUGGGGUUAGUGUUAAUUCAGAGCAACGGGCUUUUCUCACUGUAUCUCCCAGCUAUUAUUCCUUUGGCUUCUCUUAGAAAAGACUUGCUAAAGGGGGAACCAAAUCUCCACACACACCAGAAACCACUAGCACAGAUUGUCCUCCCAACUUCCUUUGGUCUGAAAUGUUGGUAUUGAAUCUGCUCAGACGCUCUGGAGCAACUGCUUCCACAACAUGCAUAAAUGUGCACCCUUCCCUUUCCUAACAAUGAAUAUUCCGCCAGUCUUAAGUCUCAGAAGUCUUUGAAAUUGCCUUAAUCCAGAUAACAGUGUUGCCUUUGUGUUCCAUUUCAGAUCCCAGAGUAAAAGGAUGGUUUCUCCUGACCAAUUACACACCUACCUUCAUCUUCACCGUCUUAUACUUAUUAAUCGUAUGGUUAGGACCAAAGUACAUGCGGAACAGGCAGCCGUUCACCUUCAGGGGUAUUCUAGUGGUCUAUAACCUCGGGCUUACGCUUCUGUCCCUCUAUAUGUUUUAUGAGGUAAGAAAUGAAGAGGCUGUGCAUUUUUCUCGCCUUGCUUGUUCCAUGCUUUCAUACAAAAUAUCGGGUUCAGGAGGCCUCUCCGAAUAAUACAGAUUCAGAAGACUUCUAAAAGCAACUGGGAAUGGCUCCCACCAAAUCUCUGUUUUUGCAAGGAGUUCCACAGGGCAGAGCCUGCCAUACAAAAGGCUCAGUCCCUGGUAAGGUGGCAGAAAGGAUGUGAAGGGAGAGAGUCUAUGUGCUGACCACCUCCAUCGCAAGGAUGCUUCAGAAGGGAGUUGCUGCCAGGAACAUUAUGUGCAGGUGUAUUUUGAUGCAUUGAACAGAAUGAAAGUUUAUGAGUCAUGGUGGAGGGGAGAGCAUAUGCGUACAAAUUCAACAGAGCUUUGUUUGUUUUGUUGCCAUUCUAUACAAUUUAUGCUGUAUUUGUGAUGUUCCAUUAUGUUAUUUUUAUCUUUUGUUUGUAAGCUGCUUUGGGAUUUAUUUGAAUAAAAAGCAGCAUAGAAAUAGAAUCAAUCAAUCAAUCAAAAAGGCCAGUCAAACCUCAGGGGCGUGUGGGACCACCAGCAAAUGCCCCAUCAGCGAUCAAAGUGGAUAUAUUUGUCUGGAAGCUUGGACUUCACAAUCCUUGUAAUAUAUUUCCUUCUCUCUCCCCCUGCCCCCAACUUUGGUAAACUUUGACCAAUUGUGACUCCUAAAAAGUUAACCAUUAUAGUUGCACAGUUCAUACAUUUACAGGCCACCAACGCCUUUCUGGUGGCAGAGGAACAUAGUCUUCUAAGCUCAUCCUGCAAAAGCUUUACAUGUUUGACUGUAGCACUUACCUCAAGUGCGGUUUGGCAGAGAAAGUGGCUUAUACAUUCCUGAAAUAAGUGAACAAGCAGGGCUGUUCCACACAUGCCUGAAUGCACAAAGCCCUCGUGCCGCAUUUUAUGGGAGAUGUGUGGUUAAGUGACGGAGACCAUAACCUGCUCCUAUGUCACGGCAAGCAGCUCGGAAGACCAGAAAACUGCAUGAAAUGAGUCUCUAGCAAACACAUCCUUUGAAUAAUAGUUACGUAGAAUGCUAUGAUAUUAGAAACGCAUGUUGUUGUUUUGGGGGGGAAUUAUUGACAUUUUCACAAUACCAUAAAAAAAGCAAACUAAUCUACAGGAAAUACAAUAAAGAAAGAAACUAAAGGAAGAAGGAACAGGAAAAAAGAAACUACUCAUUGCUUAUAUUGUAACUUGCAUCCCCUACAGAGGAAGGUGUGCCCUCCCAGCUCUCACCUGGCCCCAUCCCUCUCUUCCCACAGCCCCUCAUCCCUCUGGUAUCUCUCCUUACCCACCUCUCACACAGGGUUCUCAAACUGUCCUCUCCCUUAUCUGUAUACAGUUCUUGUUGUUUCGUCAUCUUAGUCAUCUUCAAAUCUCUGUGACCCCAUAAAUCAGAGCAUGACUUGGAAACUCUCACUUUCUUCUCAAAGCUUCUCUUUUUCUUAUGUCCAUUGAGUUUUCUUGGCAAAAUACUGGAGUGGUUUGCCAGUUCCUUCUGCAGGUGGAUCACAUUUAGUCUAAACUCUUGUCUAUGACCUGUCUGUCUUGGGUGGCCCUUCACGGCAUAGCUCAUAGCUUCUCUUGAGUUAUUCAAGCCCCUUCACCACAACAAGGCAGUGAUCCAUGAAGGGGAUACAGUUCUUACCAAAGUACAAAGAGACAGAAUAAUAAUAUGAGAAUAACAAUAAACCACCGAGGGAGAUAAAAGUAAAGAGAGUAAAAAGAAGAAAGAAAUAGAUAAAAGGACCUCCAGCUACCAAUCUGUCAGUUGUGUAUUUGAUAUUUCUUGAUGCUGAAUCUAGGUUAUUCAAUUAUUCCUCCCCUUGCUAGAUUUUGUUUUUCCAGCCUUCCAUCCAGUGCUCUCCAGUUCCAUUAUCAGUUGCUUUCCGGGGGGGGGGGGGAGGGCGGCAUGCCAUGUUCUUGGUUUGCACAGAAUGGCCUUUCCUUACCUGGGGAGACAAGGUUUGUUUUCCCAUUCUAUAAAGGUCUGGAGGCUCUGUAGCCUAGUUAUUCUGGCUUUGGUUGGUACCUGAGUAGGAUGUUCAUGCAAAGUGUUCUAAAAGAUCCCGGCUAAAAUGGGAACAGGAGCAAAUGUGCUAGAAUAGGAGUUCAGAAUCUUCUGCAAAAGUGGCAUGACAGUCUUAAGCAGUUUGUUCCCACUCCUUCUCCCUGCAGGAAAAACCUCACAACAAACAGCACCUCUCGGGAAGUUAGAUACCCAACUUUUUAUAUUGCUUGGGAAACGCCUAAUUAUUGCAGAUACGACAGGAGCAGUUUAUUUGUUUAGAGAUCAUUAGUCUUCAUUUACUUUUCCACUUAAACAUACUUGCUGUGUCAAAGUAGGUGUUCAAGUGAGAUAGUGGCAUCUGUGGCAUGUGUUCCGGAGCAAAUAUUUUGGCACCAGGAUUACCCACAAUGAACACAUCUACGCAAUCCUUUCUCCUUUAGAACCUCACAGGAAUGCAUUUUCCCCCCUUCUGAUUUUUAAUUUGAAGGGAAAUAUCUGGCCAAACAAAUAACUUCAGAUACUGCGUUUGGAUUUCAGGGUCAUGUUGCCUUAAUAGAAACGGUACAUUUUAAAAUGUACCUUUUGUGUGUUUUUUGAAAGCAAAAUAAAAAUAAAAAUCUGUUACCUGCUCCUCCCUCUGUGACACCCACCCACCUGGUAUUUUAUUUUUUUAAAUCCCUUGUGUCAUUGCUAAUCACAUUGUUAACCUAAUGUGUGGUUAGACCCUUCAAUCAGUAGCCAAGGCUCAACAGAAUAUAGUAGACUAGUUAAUAAUGCCAGUGAUCUGCAAGAAUGGAAAAGGUGGGGAAAUCUUGACUUCUGUGAACAGAUAAUAAUUUAGGAUGCUGUAGUAGUAAGGGGCUUUCUAAAUGGUGGGCACAAAUCUGCAUUAUGUAUAGAAGGGUUUUCUUUUGUUUUGUUUGACAGCAAAGACAACGCACAAAUACACCAAAUUGCUGCUGCUGUAGAGCUUGUGGGAAAUCCUGUAGGGAACAAUUAAUGGUCAAGUCCUCCUUCCCAUGUGUGCUCAAGCCUCUUUGUCAUUUCAUAUGUAAGAUGAGAUAACUGAAUGCAGUGGCAGCAGGAAUGGGCAGCAGGUUGCUAUGGGGAACUUGCAAACUAUAAAUGGAGAACGUAUUGUUUGUGGUAUUCCCAAAGCCAGAGUUUCUUGAGAUCGUUUGAAUGGAAAUUCUGCAGAUAAUGAUUAUGCUAUCAUUGGGUAGUACUCCCACCCCCACCCCCACCCAACAAAAAGUUAGAGUAUCUUGUUUUCAAAAUGCAUGUUUUUAUUUUUGUACUGGAAACAAAGCAGUAGUUUUAUAGUGAGGUUAGGUGGGGGGGGGGAUGCCAAAAGAGAGCUGCUUAUUACAUUGCAUUUAUAUUUUUGUUCCACCCUCUUCAUCCAAACAGUUUGGAAAGCAUAUUUAAUUUUAUCUUUCCUGCCCCCGCCCCCCGCAGUUUUAUCCACCCAACAGCCCUGUUAGGUAGUCCAGGCCAAUAGAAAGUGACUGCCUCUAGGCCACCAACUAAGCUUUGUGAAUAUGAACUGACCAAGUCCUGGUUCAGCCACAAGAGCUAUAUCUGAUUUCAUAAAAAUGCAGAAAUCUCAGCUGGAGAAAUCUCAGGCAUGCUAAAGCAAUGAGUCUUGCACAUUUAGAACCGUUUAUGGAAACCAGUUGACAUUCACUAUAUGUGCCCUCUAAAUGUUGAGGUUAGUCCUUUGAUUUUAAAAUGCUGUGUGUGGGUUUUUUUUUGGGGGGGGGGUCAAGGAAGAUAUAUUACAUGAAGUUCUAGAUAAACAUUUUUCAGAAGAUGUUAUCUAAAUUAUAAAGCCUGGCCUCUUGCCUUGAGUUGAGUUUUGUUUUGUUUUGUUUGCUGGCCCAGCCAAGUCAAUACUCCUGAGAUUUGAUAAGUAUUUUUGUCAAAUCUAAAAUUAUAUUUUCAUGUUUUCUUGUAAGGAAGCUUCUUGUGGUCAAGUCAAGAAGACUUGAAAUAGAAGUCUGAUGGAAAGACUGUUUCCGAAUCAGACUCUACUCUCAUCCUGCUUUUAUAGAAGGCCCUCUUAAAGAUUAUCAAUCCCCCCCAUAAGAGAUGCAGGCUAUUUCAGCACUGUGAUGUGUACAUACAGUGGUACCUCAGGUUAAGUACUUAAUUUGUUCCGAAGGUCCGUUCUUAACCUGAAACUGUUCUUAACCUGAAGCACCACUUUAGCUAAUGGGGCCUCCUGCUGCUGCCGUGCUGCCGGAGCACAAUUUCUGUUCUCAUCCUGAAGCAAAGUUCUUAACCUGGGAUACUAUUUCUGGGUUAGCGGAGUCUGUAACCUGAAGCGUAUGUAACCAGAGGUACCACUGUAUCUCACUUUUACCUCUAGUGGAUAGGUUUUGCAGGUUAUUGGAUAGCAGACAUUUCCAAAACCUGACUGAGUAGUGCAUGAUAGGGAAUCUCAAGCCCAAAGGCCCCUCUGUCCAGCCCUUGGGAGGCAACACCCACCAGCAGCCCUACUCUGUGCGCUCCUUCAGUGAACUCUUAGAAUCAUAGAGUUGUAAGGGACCAUGAGGGUCAUAAUCUUAAUCUUAGGGCCAUGGGUCAAGCCCCACGUUGGACAAAAGAUUCCUGCAUUGCAGGAGGCUGGACAAGAUGACCCUCGCUGCAAUGCAGGAAUCUCAACUGAAGCACCCAUGAUAUAUGGCCUUCCAAUCUCUGCUUAAAAACCUCCAAGGAAGGCGAGUCCACCACCUUCCGAGAGAAUCCAUUCUGCUGUCGAAGAGCUCUUACUGAUGUUUAGUUGGAAUCUCCUUUCUUGUAACUUCAAGCUCCUACCCUCUGAAACGGGAGCUUGCUCUAUCUUCCAUGUGGCAGCCUGUGAUGAUCGCACAGGGUCCCCGGACGUUUAACGGUCUAUUGAUCCCUGUGCCACCACUGUGCUCGCUUCCCCGCUGCCACCAACCAGUUACUCUCUGGUAAAACACUGAGUCUAGUCAGUUGUUAAAAGUGAACCAAAAAAAACCAAGUUUAUUUUACAAACAUUAACAAAUUUAUGGUUUCUCAAAUAAUAUUCCUGUCAGUAUCUUAACUUUAGUUUCUUUACCAGCCUAUACCUUCCUAAUACCUUCUGACUGAUUAUCUCAACUGUUUGACUGACUCCUCUUAACAAAUUCUCUCCCUCUCUCACACCAGACUAGCCCAACCCACAGACUUAUCUUCUCUGUCUCUCCUAACUCCAGACUGUCUCUUCAGCAACUCUAACUCUAACUCCUGACUUCUCCCCUUGGGUUCCCAUUGGUUAGUCAUUUUACAAUUAGUUAACCCUUUCCUUAUGAACCCAGUAUGAUGUCACACACCUAGGAGGGCAAACGCCACACAGCCCUUUAGAUAUAUGAAGUUGGCUAUCAUAUCUACUCUCAGUCUCCUCUUUACCAAACUAAACAUUCCAGAUUCCCUCAUAGCAUUUGACUUCCAGACCCUCAAUCACCCUCCUCUGCUCACAAUCUGGCUUGUCAACAUCCUGCUUAAAUUGUGGCACCCAGAAUUGGACACAGUAUUCCAGGCGUGGUCUGACCAAGCCAGAAUAGAAAAAUUCUCCCCCUCACUCUCCACUCUUUUAAAAGCUGUUGUUUGCCUCCAGCAUCUAAUGAAACUGCUUUUGGGGGACUUUUACAUUAAGGUCUUGUGAAUAUGACUUUGAUUCUUUUAAGUUCAUUUUUUAAAUAUAUAUAUAUAUAAAGUAUUGUAAAAAUGUGCAAUGUUGUCAAUGGGCUUCUUUCUUUUUCUUCCUUCAUUUAGCUGGUGACAGGAGUAUGGGAAGGCGGAUACAAUUUCUUCUGUCAGGAUACGCACAGUGGAGGCGAAGCUGAUAUGAAGGUAACAUUAUAAGCUGACUCUACUGUUUUGCUUUGCUUCUUGCAUUUGGAGCGAAGGUCAGUACAGUUCUUACAUAUUUGGGAAGGACAUGUACCCUUCUCUGUUAUUGCCAAAGGAAAGGCUUUGCUGUAAUUUGCAUGGUUUGAUAGUGCCUUGAAAGGAAAGUUAGUGCAUCGUCACUAAAUCCAUCUAGUCCAUCCAGAGUUUCCCAAACUUGGGUCUCCAGUUGGUUUUGGACUACAGCCCCCAUCCAUCCCUGAUCUGCUAGCUAGGGGUGAUGGGAGUUGUAGUCCAAACACAGCUGAAGGCCCAAGUUUGAGAAACCCUGAUCUAGACAUAUCUGAACAUAAAGGAGUAAUGCAAGCACCCAUUGUUGAUAACUCAAGGCUUGUAAGAAGUACAGCCCGCUCUGUUCUGUGUAUUGCUACUUAACGUAUGUUUUCAGUGGAUCUCUCUGAAAUUCCUAGCUUGAAACUCCCUCGUUUUAUGAGGAGCCUGUCUCUGUAGGGUGUGUGGGAAAUACAUGUAACUGUAAUUUGGCUUACUGGCACUGAAUAAAGAUACUUUCCUGGAAUAAAAUUGUGCUUUAGUUGGUUGAAUUCAUCAUUUGGCAGUGCCACGGGUGAUUUGGUACACUUAAAAACUGGUGCACAUCCCUUCCGUCGUUAACAAGGAGAUGGAGAUGGCAGUGCUUGCUCCAAGUUACUGCAUUGGUUUAGGAGCCAUGCAGAUAAAUAUUCAGGAGGCAAUUGAACAUGUUCUCCUUCUGUCAGCUGCUUUCAUUUCUAGCAUUAAAGGAUGCUAGACAAGACAUAGAAAUCACUGUUCCAACUUAGCCAGCCAUGAAUCUCUGGCUUAACUCCGUCUUGCGCAUAGAGCCAAGUGAAGGGUGGUUAAAUGUUUUGGGUUAGUCAAUAUCUAUAAGCCUAGCCCUACCGCACAAGGUUGUUGUGAGACUAAAAUGGGGGACACCGCUUCUAAUAUUGGAUAGCUUUAGCAUACUCAAGAAUCAAAAGUUUUGUGUCUCUUUUGUAGGAAAUGUAUACAUUUCUGGGCAUUCCGCAGUUUUCCAUUUUGAGCUCUUGAUGCUGGAGGUAUACAAACUUUUGCAAACAAAGUGAUAAUUUAAAGAAAGCAUGAAAGCUUUUCACUAGCUUGAAUUGCAAAACUUGCUCACUGUUUUGUAAGAUAUUGUUUGGACCUAAUAAAGGUACUGCCCUGAUGUAGGUUUUUGGAUUUCCAACCACGCCCACUAUGGACCAACACAGCUAUUGGCUAUCACUUCCCCUCCCCUUGCCCCACUUUGUCACAGGGUGAAGGAGAUGCUAGACUAGUAAAAUCAGCCAAAUGGCAUUGCCAUGGGUAGUGGUGAGAGAAAGGGCAACCAUUCAAAACACAACCCACCCCCCUGCAUGAGAGUUGAGUUGUUCUUCAUCCAAUCCUUGGCUCUCUUAAUGACCCGGUUCCUCCUGAAAGAGAUCCGUUUCCUGUAACCAUUGUUCCCAGCAGCACGCUGUCACUCCUAGCAUUGUAGUGUGGUCAAGAGGCAGGCUGGGUUCAUUGUUCUCCAGCUGACCAUGAGAACUUCUGGGACUUGGUUUGCGUUAUACAGUAACUGAAUGGGAACUUAGAAGAUGGUUGCUAGAAACAUAAGCUUGUGGUUAAUGCAAUGUGGCAUAGAAGCCACUAUGCCCAUAGAAAUUCUAAGCUACCUAGCACAAUUCUCCCCUAAGGAGCUCAGGGUAGAGCACAUAUGCGAGGAGAUUUUGCUUCUAGCACUGCACCCUAUGGAAUAUCACUAUGAACGUUUUCCACCCUUUUUUCUACAAUAUAAUAUAAUUAUAAUAAUUUAUUAUUUUUACCCCGCCCAUCUAGCUGGGUUUCCCCAGCCACUCUGGGCGGCUUCCAACAAAAGAUUAAAUAUACAUUAAAAAAACCAGUCCUUAAAAACUUCCCUAAACAGGGCUGCUUUCAGAUGUCGUCUAAAUGUCAGAUAGUUGUUUAUUUCUUUGACAUCUGAUGGGAGGGCGUUCCACAGGGUGGGUGCCACUACCAAGAAGGCCCUCUGCCUGCUUCCCUGUAACUUUGCUUCUCGCAAUGAAGGAACUGCCAGAAGGCCCUUGGUGCUAGACCUAAGUGUCCGGGUUGAAUGAUGGGGGUGGAGACACUCCUUCAGGUAUACUGGGCCAAGGCCUUUUAGGGCUUUAAAUGUCAUCACCAACACUUUAAAUUGUGCUCAGAAAUGUACUGCGAGCCAAUGUAGAUCUUUCAAGACCGGUGUUAUAUGGUCCUGGCGGCUGCUCCCAAUCACCAGUCUAGCUGCCGCAUUCUGGAUUAGUUGUAGUUUCCGGGUCACCUUCAAAGGUAGCCCCAUGUAGAGCGCAUUGCACUAGUCCAAGCAGGAGAUAACUAGAGCAUGCACCACUAUGGUGAGACAGUCUGAGGGCAGGUAGGGUCUCAGCCUGCGUACCAGAUGGAGCUGGUAGACAACUGCCCUGAACACAGAAUUGACCUGCGCCUCCAUGGACAGCUGUGAGUCCAAAAUGUCUCCCAGGCUGUGCACCUGGUCCUUCAGGGGCACAGUUAUCCCAUUCAGGACCAGGGAGUCCUCCACACCCGCCUGUCCCCCCAAAACAGUACUUCUGUCUUGUCAGGAUUCAAACUCAAUAUAUGAAACAUCAUCCAUUGGUUCCCUCUGGUGUCUUAUAAAUACAUACAAUUUUGCCCAGACUUUUCUGGACCAAUAAGGUUAGACCUUGUCAUUACUGGAUUUUUGUUUUUAUACGACUGUCUAUGUUUGUAUCUCUGUUUUUAGGAUACUAUUUUAUUGUUUUUAUGUUGCAUUAUUGGACACCACUUAGAUGUUUUUAAAUACUGAGCAGUUUAGAGGUUCUCUUAAAUAAAAAGCAAAUAAAAAAGCUCAUGUGGUGUAGGAUAGGCUAAGAAAUAGUAGCUUUCCCAAGAUUAGUCAGUGAAGUUCAUGGCUAAAUUGGGAAUCCUGGAAGAGGUUCUCCACGCUCUUUCUUUCCUGGGGUGUUAGAUGUUGAAGUCUUAGAGUGAACCCUAUUGGAACAUUUCUGAAUCCUGCCAGGAUAUCCCAGACAGAUUUCUUUACCUGUCAGUGUCCAGCAAGCAAAAUGUUCUUAUAAAAGCAAAUCUGAAAUUGGCCUGCAGUCAAAAGAACUGGAAAACCAUGAAACUAUUUUUAACUUGUCUCUCCCUCGGAACAUAGUGCCUGAAAAUUACAUCUCCCAUUAUAGCCAGUGAACAAAUAAGAAUCAUAAUUGCCUAAUUCCCUCAUUUUCAGUUCCUUUGUUUCUUAUAGUACUGAACACUUCUAAGGAAACACUUUUUGACAUUUGCAUGUGACAGUUUGAAUGGAGGAACAGUAAUAACUAGCGACAAAGAAUGAAGUAUCUCAUAUCCUUCGAGAGGACACUGUGAGACAGAUGUAGUGCACAACUCAUUAUAUAAAAUGAUAAAAUUAGAUCACAGACAGAAGCAGUGUUUUAAAACCUGAAAAGAAAUGACCCUGUUACAAGUGUCUGCAUUUCAAAAGCAGCAAGUAACUUCUUUAGUGAAGGCUACAAGACGAUUCCACUUCUGUGUUGUUUUGCAGCAUCCCAGGAAAAUCAGCUGUCUUCUUCUGUUUUCCAUGUUAGUUUGCUUUAGCUGAUGCAAAUCGAUAAGCUUAUGCUUUUACAAGUUACCUUUUAAAAAAAGAAAAGAAUGAAAGAUAUUUCAGAUGUGUAGAUGUUAAAAGCAUGAGCAGUAUCACCCCAGGUAACUUUAGGACGCUGUUAUGGGUGACACCAACUUGACUCAACUAAAUUUUGGACGGCUAAUUUAGUUAGUGGUGCCAAAACCCAGUAGGCCAAGGGUGGGGAACUGCAGGACCAGGGGCCAAUUGUGGCCCUUCAAGUUUCUUUAGGACUUUUUGGUCUGGUGUAGUCCCAGAAGUCCAAUACGACAUGCCUUUUGGGUUCUCAUGCCUAGAGCUUUUGAAACAUCACUGAAAGGUCAAUCCAUGUAAUCAUGCCAAUGAGUUUCCUUUCUAACUUUCAGAAUCUCCCUAUUAUGAAAUUUGGGGCCAGUUCAGAUGUCACAAUCUUGGCCUGAUAAACCAUGUUUUGCUCAAAUGGGAAUGAGCCAUCCCCUGUAUACAUUCUCUCACCUGCUUGGGUGAUUGUCUUCAGAAGAGAUGUCUGGGUUUCUUAUACCAGAGUUCUCUGUGUCAUCCAAACCAGAAAGGGUGAUUGGCUCUUACCAAAGAACCAGAUAGGCUCUUACCAAACCAGGAGACAUAGCACCAAACAAUGAGGUGUCUUGGAUUUUGUGUGUGAAGUGUAUGGGCUUAAAAUGGACAGUAGUGUUCUUUCAAUUUAUUGAAAGUAGACAGCUGUUUUCUUCAUCUUCCAACCAGCAGGUUAGCUGAAGUCUACACACUCUUCUUUCUUCUUCUUUUCAUUGACAUUAUAGAAAUAAGAUUAAUAUGUUAGGGAAGAGAUGAUGUUAUACGUUGAGAGGGAUUCCACAUAAUGGGGGACAGUAUCAUCAUCAUCAGAUUUAUGUGCAUUGGACUGAAAAUCAACUUCCUGUGGAGAGAAAUGUGGGAAAGAUUUCACCCCAAAUAAAAGUUCUAAUUUUUCCAAAAUUGGCUCUUCUCCAUACAACAGUGUGGAUAUCUGUUUGCUCACCUUUCUGAACUCCAGUUUGGUUUUCAAGUUCUCAGUGUCAGGCAUGAGGUUGAACAGUUCCGUGUCCUGUAACAUCAUCUUAACACAGGUUUUGGCAUGUUUGUGGAACAAGAAUUCUUCGUGAUUUCACAUUACGGUUGCUUGCUUGCAGCAGUGUUUCUCUCCUUCCACAUCAGCCCAAUCUUCUGUGCCUCAUUCUCCCCAGCCUGGAGGAAAGCAAUUUCCUUUUAGGGAAUACAGUAGCACAAUCCUCUGUUUGUUGCUCAGAUUGUUCUUCGGAGAUCACAGUAGCAGUGUAGAGAUUAAAACCUCUCCCCUGAGUGUCUUGGUGCACCUGAGGUACACUUGAAUAGGCUUCUAAAUCAUUGCCUCUUUUGCUUUAGUCACUGUUUUGGUUUUAUGACUACAAUCCAGAGCAUGCCCGGGGACUUAGGUCCUCCCAGAAAGCACCUUACUUUAUUUUGAACAGCACACAUGCAUUGCUGGCUGUUUUUGAAACUUCCCUGUCUUGGGGACAACAUAGCAAGCUGCCUUCGACCUAGCAAAAUCAACAACUCUCAGGUCAAGACCAAAGCCCUGCUGAGAACAUGGAGCAAGUUACCCUGUUCUGGUAACUAAUGCACAAAGAGGCUUCUGGGAAGGGUGUCAGAAAGCCACAUAUCCCAUUCACCAACCUGUACAUCUGCUGUGUACUCUGGCCCAGCACAUCAUUGGAUGUGGGCACCUUAAACCCUGUUCAGGAGGUAGUAUACAUCUUUGUGGACGAGGCCUUCUCUCAGACAUGACUGGCACAUGAGUCAGCAUUUAAGGGGCCAUGUUCAGUAUCUAGAGAUAAGAAUGGAGAGGCCUCCUCUGCCACUCGGUCAGCAUUGCCUCAUGCAACUCCCACCUUCCUCAUCUGCCUGUACCAGCCUGAUGGCCUACUUGCUGCAUCAGGUCAGAAAGAAGGCAGCACUGGUACACUGGGCUGGAGCUGCCACUAAGUAUUUGUGCCUUCAAGUAUCUUUUAAGUUUGUUUUUUAAAGUGGUCCUGGGGAUAGCUCAGUCUGUUGAGCAUGAGGCUCUUAAGCUCAGGGUCGUGGGUUUUAGUGCCACGUUGGGCAAAAGAUCCCUGCAUUACAGGGGGUUGGAUUAGACCCCUCCCAUGGUCCCUUAUGACUGUACAAUUCUGUGAUCUAUAUUUUAUUAUGUCUACUUAGUUCCAAAUCUGUAGACUUUACUGCUAUUUUCUUAUGACUACUUUAUGUGAACUGCUUAGAGGUGUUUUUUUAAAAAAAAAAUAAGUGGCUUAUUCAUUUUGAUAGAUGAUGAUGAUAGAUAGGUGAUAGAUGAUAGGUGAUAGAUAGAUAGAUAGAUAGAUAGAUAGAUAGAUAGAUAGGUGAUAGAUCAUGACUGUCACACUGUAUGGCUGAGCACCCAAUAACCCAAUUUUCAGUCGCCUCUGAUGGUUGUUGACCAUCAACCAAACUUGGCUAAAGCAUUCUGCUGGCUCUCUUCCUGAGAUCAUCAUUUCUGAAUGAUGGUGCUGUUAUUGGCAAAGCAUAUUAUGUAACACUAAGCCAUCAUUUGCUCAUCGCUUGUUGAACAAACCAUGGUUAAAAGAACCUCAGAGACCAGACAAGCCAUGAUUUAUUUCUGCAAAGCUUUGUUUCCCACCUCCUGCUCUUGCCUCAUGCCUGUGUAGCUUGGCGUGUUCCACUGCACUUAAUGCAAGCCAUGGUUUCACAUGCAUCGGCCAAGCUAUGGCUUUAAAUAGUGGUUUGUUGCUACAAAAUAACCAGGGUUAGUAUGCUAGGCUGGAUUCAAAUGAAUGACACAGCAUUCUGUUUGAACUAGACCUAUAUUGCAAUGAUUAUUGAUCACCAGGAUCUGAGGGGCGGGGAGAGAUUAUUUGCUGGGUCAGUAGAAUUGCCAUGAGCGGUCUUAUUUCAUUUGCCUCUGUGGAACAAAUGCCUGACCUCUUUCCCUCUCCUUUUAGAUCAUACGUGUCCUUUGGUGGUACUACUUCUCAAAGCUCAUCGAGUUCAUGGAUACUUUCUUCUUUAUAUUACGGAAAAAUAACCACCAGAUCACCGUUCUUCACGUCUAUCACCAUGCAACAAUGCUUAACAUCUGGUGGUUUGUUAUGAACUGGGUGCCUUGUGGCCACUGUAAGUAUUCUUGUAAUUCAUGAUGAGAGACCUGUGUGUGUGUGCAUUUCCUGAAAGACUCCUUCUGUUUGAAGAGGGCGUGUUAAUGCACACCUUCACUUCUUGCGAAAACCAUCUCCUUGGUUGGAAAUGGGUAGGGUUGUGCUGGUUUGCCAGCAGCUUGUAACACCAACCUCCUCCUCAAAGCUGUGUCAGUUCUGUGUGUCUCCUUCUGUUCUUUCAGCUGUUAUCCAACUGCUCUUAGGGUUUUCUUAGCAAGCCAUCAACUUUGCAUACAAAAUUUCUAAUAACUUGAAGCCAAAGCUUUCAUCUAUCAAGCUCCUGGCCUUUUAAUUUGUUCUCUGGUCAAAUAUUACUUGCAAGCUUGCUCUGUGGUUGGCUGGCAAGCCGGAUUUGUUAAAGUACAAUGGGAAACUGGCACUCCAAAAGUCUUCAAAGAACAGUGCAUGGGAGCUGCCGUGGUUCCAUGUGAUCAUAACUAACCUCGGUAGAACUAUUUUACCUGCUUCCAGCCUGCUCUCUCUCUUUUAAAUAUAAUGUUUAUUAACUUUCCAUUUUAUAACAUUUAAAUACAUCCUUAUUUUUCCACAGUAAAUUUUUUGCUCUUAUGAGCUAUUCGACUUCCCUCCCACCCGCCUCAUGGUUACCAUAUUUCCUUUCUAUCUCAUAGCAUUUGUAUUUUUUCCUACUUAUCUUUCACCAAUUCAAUUGUCACAUAUUUAAAUCAAUACAGUGAUACCUCAGGUUACAUACGCUUCAGGUUACAGACUCCGCUAACCCAGAAGUAGUGCUUCAGGUUAAGAACUUUGCUUCAGGAUGAGAACAGAAAUUGUGCUCCAGCGGCAUGGCAGCAGCAGGAGGCCCCAUUGGCUAAAGUGGUGCUUCAGGUUAAGAACAGUUUUAGGUUAAGUUCGGACCUCCAGAACAAAUUAAGUACUUAACCCGAGGUACCACUGUAUAAGAAGGUAUGAAUCAUAAUCGUUACAAGCCUUUUAGAUCAUUCCUGCUAGUGUUGUUAAUUCUUUGCAAUUGUCCUUCAAACAUUGUACAAAUUUACCCCAGUCCUUUGAAAAGCUUGAUCAUGCUGGUUUCUAAUUUUCCCGGUCAGCUUCGCCAAUUCUGCAUAUUCCAUCAUCUUUGUCUGCCACUCUUUCCAUUUGGGGGCUAAAAGAGUCCUUGCUGCUGUAGUUAUAUACAUCAACAGUUUUUAUAUCUCUCUUUGGCAUUUCUUCACCUACUACAGUCAUACCUCUACUUAUGUAUCCCUCCGGAUACAUAAACUUCGGGUUGUGAACACGGCAAACCCGGAAGUGUAUACUUCUGGGUUUCACCCCGCACGCAUGCGCAGGAGCAGCACCUCUGGAUAUGGACUUUUCAGGUUGCAGACGGACUCCCAGAGCGAAUUAAGUUCGUAUCCAGAGGGUCCACUGUAAACCAAAUAGGAACGCUUCUGGUUUUUUAACAAACACACUCUCAGCCUGCUCUCUUUUUUUAUUGUAAUUAAUCUUUGCAUUUUAAAAAAAUGUGCCAGUUAAAUUGUAAGCCACGUUUGAGCAUUUCUUUUAAAGGAAAGGCAGGAGAAAAUGAAUUUGAAUGAACAACGACACUUGCAAACUGUACGGAGAAUAUGCAGAGCUGGCAAUCCAGUGUUUGUAGCUGCUGCAGCAACCCAUUGAAAGAAAGGGAUGAGGAAACAGUUGCUGCUUGCUGCACUUUGAUGCCCUUGGUGGCAUCAGUUCUUUGAUGAUGCACAUCUGGGUGUGAAUUCACAUUGGGGUACUCAUUCAGCUGCAAAGCAUCGGGUGCAGCAGCCUCUGCAUAUACGACCUGGUGCAGAUAGGGCUUCCUGUUUCCAUCUCUGCCUUACUAUGCGGAUGGAGUGAAUGUCCCUAACCUGAAGGCUGAAAGCAUGUUGUCGCAUGCAACUGGAUUCAGGAUCAGAGCCUGUGAAGGAGCUGGCAAUCUUGUUACCAUUCAUGUUGUUGUUUCAUCCUCUUAGUCGUGUUCGUGACCCCAUGAACCAGAGCAUGCUUUGGAAACACUCACUUUUUUCUCAAAGCUUCUCCUUUUUUAUAUCCAUGGAGUUUUCUUGGCAAAAUACUGGUUUGCCAGUUCCUUCUCCAGGUGGAUCACAUUUAGUCUAAACUCUCGGCUAUGACCUGUCCGUCUUGGGUGGCCCUGCACAUCAUAGCUCAUAGCUUCCUGGAGUUAUUCAAGCCCCUUUGUCACGACAAGGCAGUGAUCCAUGAAGGGGAUUACCAUUCAUAGCCCACCUCUUAAAAACGCACUCCAAGCCAGUCUUAGGAGGGGAGAGACAUUGCUCUUAAGGCAGUUAAACCCAAUUUGCAUGGCACAUCUGACUUUGGACAUCUGUGAUUCUCUCUCUCUCUCUCUCUCUCUCUCUAUAUAUAUAUAUAUAUAUAUCAUUGCCUUUGCAGUUUUGUGUUAAGUUUUUGAAAAGUUCAGCAGGUCAGAGGAAUUGAAAUGGGGCAGGGGGCGGGAAAUAAAUGAAUAAUGAAUUGUAAUAAAGGGAAUAUGUAAUAGAUAAAAGUAUGUUAUAUAUUGCAGAAGGAAAGGGCAGGAAUGGAAACACCAGGGAGGGAGGACGGGGAAGUCAACUUCUUCUUAUUAUUAUUAUUAAUUAAAUUUGUAUAAAAUUUAAAGUUAAAUUGUUAAAAAAACUUUGAAAAUCAAUAAAGAAAAGGAAAGUUCAGCAGGUCAGUUUAGUGGUUUAAACUUGCAACAAGAGUUCAAGCAUGUUUGCUAUAAGGCAUAUUGUUGCAAAAAAAAGUCAACUAGCAUCUCUUUCUAUGUUUGCAGCUUAUUUUGGUGCCACCCUUAACAGCUUUAUCCAUGUCCUCAUGUAUUCCUAUUAUGGGUUAUCGGCUGUUCCAUCCAUGCGUCCAUAUCUCUGGUGGAAGAAAUAUAUCACGCAGGGGCAGCUGGUGAGUAAAUGGUGCCUCUGUACAUUCUUUUUUCCUCAUAUGCUUAUGGUCACUGCUUAUUUUUAACUCAAGCUAGCAGAUAUUGUGUGGGAAGGAUCAAAUGCUCUUCGGCGAGGAACUAUGUGCUGUAGAUUGUUGGGUGACCUGUGCGUUACUCUAAUGGGGGACAUUUAGUUAUAUAAUGCCCCCUUCAGACUGGAGGUCAGAAUCUUUUUAAGAUGACGAAGCUGCAUAUAACAAAAGUAGAGAACCGCUUAUACCCUAGCUACUGCUUACAAACCUCUCACUACUUGUACACCAAGUCACUUGUAAGUCGAGCUUUACUAUGCUUUCCUAACCAUGGAGGAAUGGGAGCAAUACUCAGCUCUUUUCACUGUCUAACUCAACCCUACAAGAAACAGCUGCUUGUGAACUUAAGACCAGCCACAUGAUAUAUUUUUAAGCAGUAGAGAUUUCAGUAGCUUCCUUUGUUUUCAACGUGAGCUGCCUUAGGAAAGUGAUAGAUUUUGAGAUACGUAAGUAAACUUUUAGUCUUUCCUCCCCCUUUCAUAAUACAGUGGUACCUCGGGUUACAUACCCUUCAGGUUACAUACGCUUCAGGUUACAGAAUCCACUAACCCAGAAAUAGUACCUCGGGUUAAGAAGUUUGCUUCAGGGUGAGAACAGAAAUCGUGCUCCGGUGGCGCGGCGGCAGCAGGAGGCCCCAUUAGCUAAAGUGGUGCUUCAGGUUAAGAACAGUUUCAAGUUAAGAACGGACCUCAGGAACGAAUACUUAACCCGAGACACCACUGUAUCGCUAUGCUCUCUACUUGUGAAUACUUGACCUUAAUUGAAUGGCACAGCUAAGGGGCCACACUUGUACAGGGUGUGCAGUUUCUACCCAUCUCCCACUUGGAGAGCAAUGGGGUCUUCCAAGGGGCACAACCACCAAUCUCUUACAGCCAAGUACAAAAGGCAAUUUAAAAUCUCCACAUUCAUACCCAGCUAUACUGCUACAUAGGGAAUGGUUUCAAUGUACUCCUUUGUCUGUUUCCUUGUUCAUCCUUUCAUUAUUCUUUUUCUUUUUUACCUUUAACAGACUCAAUUUGUCCUGACAAUCUUCCAGACAAGCUGUGGGGUGGUCUAUCCUUGUCCAUUUCCCCUGGGAUGGCUGUACUUCCAGAUAGGCUACAUGAUCUCCCUAAUUAUCCUUUUCACAAAUUUCUAUAUUCAGGUAAAUUAAGAUUUAUUCCUCUUUUUUUGUUCUUUGUUUUUUGCAAAUGUCGAUGAAGAAAAUAACAACUAGAAAGUUUUUGUAUCAGAAUGCACUUCUAAAAAUUAGUGGACAGUUGGAUCCUUGCAGAAGACGUACUUGGUUAACUUCCCAGGACUACCACCAAUAGUCAAUUUUAUAAUUACUUUGGUGCUGUAAUGCAGCAGCAGGAAGCAUUCCCUGCCAACCGUAGGCAACAAAUGGAGAUGGGAACUUGCACUCUCUCUUAUGCAGUUGCUGCUGUGUGAGAGGAUUGGCCUUCUCUGCUGCCACUAGAAUCUUAUGUAAUAGAUACAAGGGGCAGUCAGUUCCUAUUGACUUGACUAACCCCCCAGCCCCCCAGUGUUGGUCCAAAAAGCAUUUCAAAUGAACAAAAUGGACUUUUCUGACAUGGAAAUGUGCUUGGCCUAGUGGCUGCAGCUACUUUGCAGUAUUUACACAGUGGUCCCUAUUCAGAGAAAGCCAUUAGCAUUUAAAUCCCAUUGGUGUUAGUUGCAACUAACUUUUCCCAUUGAUUUCAAUGGAACAUAGGCACAAGUGACUUAAACAGGAUUGGGACCAGUUGCUUGGUAUCAGGUCAGGUAUAACUUAAAGCAAUUUGUUUAAUGAAGGAAACUACUUUUUCCUGAGCUGUUUUGGAAAAGAAACAACUUGAAGACAUAUUCAACGGUCUUUGGUUCUAAUAGGAAAAGAGUAGCUAUACGUAGUGGCUAGAGAUACUAUAUAUAUUUGUUUUGUUUGGCUGUAAUGCUAAACAAGACUUCCCCAAACUGAUGUUCUGGACUACAACUGCCUUCAUCCCUGACAUUGGCCAUAUGAAAUGAAACCAUAGUUUAGUGUUGCAGAAAUGAGUUCAUGCGCUGCCCAAAUAUGGGGAGCUAGGAAACUUCCACAUCAGUUUUAGAUUAACCACAGCUUUCUGUGUUGUCUGAACUUAGCAGACUGGUUAAUCUUAACUAUGGUCAGUUGAAACCAAGCCAACUUCAAAUUAUAGGUUAAGAAACUGGCUUGUUUCAACAAACUGUAGUUGACAUUAACCAUAGUUUAGGGGCACAUAGGCAAGAGCCUUGGUUUCAUUCUUGCCUUACCUUUGGCCACUCUUCCUCCCACUAGUUUGCAAACAAACUGUAGUUUUCUGUUCCAUUUUAUAUGGGAAGUUGUGGUUUGUACAAACCAUACCUUGCUCCCAUACCAAGAUAUCAAACAGGGAUGUUAUGUUUUGUUUUUGAAUCUGAAUAGGGUGUAUGCUUCCUAGUCUUACGUCCAUACGAAGGGGCAAGAUGCUUGUUAAAUAACAAAAUGAAAUUGGCAAGUUUGCUGCAUUGUUGCUGUGUGGGGCGAAAGCUCACUACUGACCUAUGUGAUUUUUUUUUUUAGACUUACAACAAAAAGGCAGCGUCCAGAAGGAAAGAGUAUCAGAAUGGUUCCAUGGCUGCUGUGAACGGGUAUACAAAUAGCUUUUCUUCCCUUGAGAACAAUGUGAAGCAAAGAAAACAAAGGAAGGAUUGA
Podarcis lilfordi (Lilford's wall lizard) is the source of this 69190-nucleotide messenger RNA. Lineage: Eukaryota; Metazoa; Chordata; Lepidosauria; Squamata; Lacertidae. The record is from the annotation of a GenBank genome assembly.